Messenger RNA from Pelobates cultripes (western spadefoot toad), 59603 nucleotides. Lineage: Eukaryota; Metazoa; Chordata; Amphibia; Anura; Pelobatidae. The record is from the annotation of a GenBank genome assembly.
AGCACAGAUACCAGCCUUUCAAGUGACUGACUCUAUUUUACAGAUAUUGAUGUAUGGCAGGUUAAACGUUUGGUAAGUACACAGCAUUUUCUCAAUGCACUACUUAUAGAAAAUGUAAUGUUGUAAAAUUACAUGAUUUUAUUCAGCACUUAGUGUUUCCUUUGUGAGAAAUACAGAUUUGCUGAACAUCUAAAAUAUUUAAAGUGAGUGACUAGCUAGCAACGUGUCUCUGUUUCUGUUAGUUACUUCUCUGUAAGAAACAAAUGUUUUAUUGUUUAAAUGCAAGCAAAUGUCUUUUAACCCCUUAAGGACCAAACUUCUGGAAUAAAAGGGAAUCAUAACAUGUCACACAUGUCAUGUGUCCUUAAGGGGUUAAAUAUAGAUAAAACAAUAUAAGGAGUAUUAGCUAAAAUAAAAUAAAAUAAUUAUGUGGUUUCUGUUUAAUUAGAUUUAUGAGAAAGGGUAAAAUGAACAUUACACUGAAUAUAUUCGAGCACUUAUUAGAGGCAAUUAAUUAAAAUAUACAAAUAGCGAUAUUUCCUGUCUCCGAUUAAUGUUUGUCUCAGCUUUUCCUGAUCUUGUUUAUUAUAUAAUUAUUAGAUACAAUCCUGGACACACUGUUAACAAUAAUAACAACUAAUUAUAUAAUUUAAUUUAUAUGAGCACCAGAGAUGAUAAAACUCAUAACUGGUUACGUCAUCUUCCUCUUGUGUCCUCGUCAUAGUUGUUUGAAUGGGUUAUCAUUUUUGUUGACUCCUGUUGCAUGUUUUAUCUACCAAAAAUAACGAAUCAUAUAUGUGGCAUCUUCUAAGUGUCUACGCUUAUGUUCUAUUGAUGAGCAAACCGUUGUGCAGUACUAUUAUGUGACUAUUAAAUAUGGGACUUGUAGUUUAUUUGUAAUAUAAUUAAAUCUUACACUACAUUCUCAUAUAAUGUAUAAAAUAGUAGAUGACAGAUGGAUAUAUUUUACCUCUAUGCACAGUUCAGUUUUUCAUCCUUUGUGUAACAACAUUCUUAUGCCCACCAGCUGAAAACCUAAAAAUAUUAAGACAAAUAAAGAGACACUCUUAGCAGAAAUGCUCUCCCUUUUUUCAGAAAAUGUAAAGUGUUGCCAUUUCUAAGAAAUUACCAUGUUUUAAAUCUGGCUAAGAGCAUACCUCUAGUGGAUGUCAUAUUGACAACCACAAUUUGCACCUUUUUUUUCUUGAAGGUCUUCAUGUUUGAUGUCAUCAUGCACAGCAUGUUGACACCAAAGUCCACUAGAGCUUCUCAUAGAGAAUUGUAGGAUUGAUUGCAUCUAUUUAAGAAGCACCAGAUUGUCGAAGCACAGUAUUUUUGCACGUGUGCUGUUAGUACCUAAAGCUUCUCUAUGAAAACUAUUGCAUUGGACAGAGUUCAUCAUUCAUGAUAAUCUGAUUAAGGGUGGGGCAGCUGUCAAGAUGAGGUUGUCCCUGCGCUAAAUUACAACUAAGUAUAAUUGCUUUUUGUUUUUAAAGCAUUUUUUUAUAAAAAAGGAUUUAUUUUAUUUAUUUAUAAUAUAGACACACUGACUUUAAAAUAAAAAAGAGAUUGUUUGAACUUUACAAAUAAAUAUAUACAUUUCUGGUAGACUGUUUCUUACUGUAAAUGUACCAGAAAUCUUCAUAUCUAGGAAAUACACCGAUCAGCCGCACAAUCAAAACCACUGACAGGUGUAGUGAAUAAGAUUGAUUAUAUCGUUUUAAAUUGCACCUGUCCAGUGGUGGGAUAUUUUAGGCAGCAAGUGAACAGUUAGUUCUAGAAUUGUUGAAGCAGAAACAAAAAGGCAAGCAAAAAGAUCUGAGUGUCCAGGGCCAUAGAGUGAUGACUAGACAACUGGGUCAAAGAAUCUCUAAAACGUCAAGUCUUGUCAGGUCUUUCUGGUAUGCAGUGAUAAGUACCUACCAAAAGUGGUGAAAGGAAAGACAACUGAUGAACCAACAUCAAGAUUCAUUGAUGCAUGUUGGGAGUGAAGGCUAGCAUGUCUGGUCCAAUCACAGAGUUCAAGGUGCUGCCUUCGUCUCCAAAUACCCCAGAUCUAAAUCUGAUUGAGCCUCUGUGGGAUGUGCUGGAACAACAUAUCUGAUCCAUGGAGCACCCAUAUUGCCCCUUGCAGGACUUGAGGGAUCUACUGCCAAUGUCUUAUACAUUGCCUUAUGCCACAGGACUCUUUCAGAGGUCUUGUGGAGUCCAUGCUUCAAUGCAUCAGAGCUGUUUUGGUGGCACACGGGGGGGCUGCUUGAUAUUAGGCAGAUGGUUUUAAUUAUUAUUAUUGACAUUUAUAUAGUGCCAACAGAUUCCGAAAAGCUUCACAAUUUUAUAAAAGUGGGAGAUUUAACAAUAAAUAAGACAAUUACAAAAACAUUACAGGAAUGAUAGAUUGAAGAGGACCCUACUCAAAUGAGCUUAUUGUCAAUAGGAGGUGGGGUAUAAUAGGACAGGAGAUAGCAAUCAAAAAGGGCGGGAGUGAAGCAGAGCUGGAGGAGAGAGUAGAGUGCUACCCUUUAGGAGAGAGGAAGGGACAGGCAUGUGAGGUAGAAGUUACUAUGGGAUGCCACAAAAGUUCCUGAAGAAAUAGAUUUUAAGGCACUUCUAAAAAAAAUUGAAGACUAGGGGUGAGUCUGAUGGUUGUAAUGUUGUAACUUAUCAGUUUCUAUGGAUACAAUAUGAGAUAUAGUCAUUGUCAAUUCUAACUCUCAGACUGUACAUACGUUAAAAGCAUAAAGUAGUUGCGUCGAAUAGCAAAGAAUUCAUGAGUUUGAAAAAGCAGAACAGUGACCCAUGCAGAACCAUUAACAGCUGCCCGUUUAAACAACACUGUGAAGAAAUGUGAAGAUACCCUGGAGGCAAUGGCAGGAAGGCAGAACGAUAUGCAAGAGGAGAUCAAAAGUAAAAGAAGGGAAAGGAAAAUUUUGGAUGUACUCUACAAAGAAAUGGGCAUUCAAGAAAAUAGGAUUAUCUCCAUUUCUGACAUGGGUAUUGCAUAGCCUCAACAAGACUUGGUUAUUAUUUAAUAUUAAUAUUUUUUUUAUCUAUUUUGCUGACUAUAUAUUGGGCAGUGCAUGUUAUUAUUAUGAACAAAACUGAAAGAGAUUAAGUCACUCAUUUGAGAAUUCUAAAGAAUUGUUUAGAGAAAAUGAAAUUAUAGGUUGAAUGAUGUUUUCUGAUUCAGCUAUUUUCUUUAAAUGUAUAUUUCCACUGUCAAUUCCACACUAUUUGUAAUUUAAUAAAUAAGCCCUCUGUAGUUACUGCCCUUAGGGAAAUUACCACAUAUAUGAGUUUACCUCAUCUGUGUAAUAAUGAACGGAUUAUUAGCAUAUCAAGCCAGUCCUUAUGCAAAAACAUUCCAAAACUGAAGUGCCUGGCAAAUGGUCUCUGCAUAAGAGAUAAAGAAAAUGAAUGAUUCAGUCUUUAAAAUGCUUUGUCAAUGAUGCAAAAUUAAUAUCUCGCUAGACAUGUAUGCACAAUAUAACUAAGGUCAGAAAAAUGACCUAAAAAACAAGUUUUUAACUGCCAAAAUUUGUUACAUAUUAUUUCUUUGUUCCUAGAUUACUAUCAACAAUGAGCGACACUACAUCCACCAAUAUCUCAGUGGCUCAAGCCAAUUCCACGGACAGUGGGCAAACUGGUUCUAUGCGACAAUCAAACAUGUCAAAGCCUGGUUCCACCAAAAGGCUGUACUUCUACAAAAGUGGAGAUCCACGUUUUAAUGGAAUAAAGAUGGUUGUCACCAAUCGUUCCAUUAAAACAUUUGAUGCCUUGCUAGACAGCUUGUCCAAAAAAGUCCCAUUGCCUUUCGGAGUUAGGAAUAUUACAACUCCACGUGGAAUGCACCAUAUAACCAAUCUAGAGGAACUAGAAGAUGGCAGAUCCUACAUAUGCUCCCACCAAAGAAAGAUAAAACCCAUAAACCUUGAAAGGGCAAGCAAGAAGCCCCUACUCUGGAAGAGCAGCAGACCAAUGAGUGCCCGGCGACGUGCUGUGCAAUUGGCUCAGCAUAAUGAGGUAGUACCUUUUCAGAGAGAAAACACCAUAGUGAUCGGGAAUUCAAAGAAACUUGUGAUUUUCAAAAAUGGUGACACAGAAUUUAAAUACAAUGUCAUCUUUAACCAGAAGUCUAUGCAAAGUUUUGACGCCUUUCUAGAGGAGAUAUCAGAGGCCUUGCAAUGUCCAAUCGUCAAGCUAUAUAGCACUGAUGGAAGAAGGGUAAGCUAAAUUAGUAAAACAAUGUUUGUGGUAACCUAUGUACAAUGUACAACAUUCAAACAACAAUAAGUCAAAUAAUUGGCAUAUAUAAUUAUUUAACAUUUUCAGUGCCUCUUGGUCAAGCCUAAAAUUGUUGUAAUGUUAGCUAAAGGUAUAAUAACUGUAUGGAUCAAAUGCCAAGCUGUCUAUUUAAUCAUGAGAGAGGUUGACUAGGAAGUCAGACAAACAUUGUAUAUUGUUACUGGAAAAUUGUGGGGUUGCUAUAUAUGUUUAGUCAUAUAAUGUGGAAGUAUGGCUCAACUGUAUAGUUCUCAAUUUUAUUAAAGACACGGAGGCUGCACUCUUUCUUUGUUUCUCUUAGCAGCAAAGAAAAAGCUCAAUAGAAAAACAUGUUAUAACAGAACUACUACAUUCACAUAGUAACAGGUCAACGAAUCAGAAUAAUUCCAAUCUUAUAAAAGGCAGGACCAAGGCAUCAACUUCAUCGGUCUUUGCUGCUCAAUCAGUUAAUUAUAGCACUCUGGUCUCAUGGUAUAUUCUCUGUUGGGACCACUGAUAUCUCUGUUUCUACAUGGUAUGCUACUUUUACAAUUGUACUUUGCUAGCUAUACUUGUUAUAUAACUUUAGUUGUUACUUUGUGUGUUUCAUUGUGGUUUAUUGUCAAUGUACUGUGUCCUGCUGUGCUGUACCUGGUGUUGUCUUCCCUAUCUAGUACUCCAUGGGGGUCUAAGCCAUCCUUCUGCUGCACAAUCCGUGUGCUCUGUGUACUGUCCGUUCUCCCAAACCGCUUGGUUUUUCUCAUUUGGCCUUUCUGAGGUUGCAAAGCUAUUCUUUUAAAACUAGAAUAUAAACUAGUUAAUUUGGCCCUCAGCAAAUCUGGCUAAAGGGCUCCUAUCUGGCAACUCUUUUGUCAAAUACUUGGUCUACACACAGACCUUUAUUGCCUUAGAUAAGGUGCAAUCGAAUAUGCUGAAUGUUUUUUUUUAAACGAAAAGAGCAUAGAUCUGUCAGUCUGGCCAUUUCCCAUGAGGUUCUCAAUGUUUGAACCAAGGCUCCUAUACAGGCAAACCUGCUGUUUCUAUGUGGAGAUCCACCAAACUUUUACCCAUAGUGUAGUUGUCCCUGGGCUUUGAGAGGUGCAUGUGGUUAAGGUAAGUUCUGACACUCUCUUCUUACAUCUCUGCUUACGCAGUUCUUGCUUCCCUGGGAGAUUGUUAUUUUCCCAACAAGGAAAUACAAGAGUUGCCUCACAAAUAAGCCAUCCUAGAAAUUAAAUUCUAUACUCCAGGUGUUGUGAGUUUCUGGUUCCCUAAAAAGGAGGGGGUGUCAAACCAGUAAUCAAUUUAAAACGUCUGAAUGCUUAUGUUUCUUACCAUCAUUUCAAGAAGAGAUCUACUCCACCCAUCAGAUUUGGUGGCCAAGCUAGAUCUCAAGGACACUUGUCUCAAAUUGACACUCUCCAGGACUUCCUUCAGUUCACUUUACAAGGAAAUGGCAAACAUCAAAAAAGAAAUCAGUUUUCUCUAAACACCUAGAUCACAUAAUUGGUCUCCUAACAGCCAAGAUACCAGCUAUCUCGCUAGGCUCUCUACACUACAGAGCUCUUCAAUGUCUAAAAGGAAUGCACAUCCUACAAAGAUUUUGUGGGUCUGGAAAUUGGGGCCAAGAUCCAUUGGUGGCUUCACCACAUGGAUGCUUGGAAUUGUCGCACCUUAUUUGGACUUUGUCAUAGAGUCAAACUUGAGCUCUUACGGUUUGGGUAAGUGCUGGAAAGAUAUUUCCACAAGCAACAUGAGACAGCCUUAUAGAGUUGCUUGGAAUGCAUGGAAUGGUUGGUGCCUGGAACAAAAGUAUUGAUCCCUAAUUGGCUCCUUUGAAUGAAUUAUUACAUUUCUUAACUUCCUUUUUCUGAUAAUGGUAAAACUUAUAGUACCAUUAUUCUUUAUCAUUCAGCCAUUCCAGUUGAACAUCACAGUAUUGAUGAUACACUGGUUGGACGUCAUCCUUUUGUUUGCUGACUUCUUAAAGGCUUUCAUUUCACACUUCCGCCCCCAGUCUCAGUACUUGUGGCCACCUUGUGGCCUUUUUUUGCCAAAUUAGUCAUGCUGUUUUGCUUGAUCUGUUGUAAUAGAUGUCUGAUGUCCAAGCACUAGAUGCCGAUGCUCAAUCCCUUACAGGCGUUUAUUAUGAUAUUUCUUGUAGAACUAAGACUUCCCGGUCAGUUCUGUAUAUGGCAUUUUUUAUAAGAUCAAACUUUGUAAUGUAACAUAUUUACGUACAUAUGAAGCUCAUUGUGACAUUCUUUAUGACCUCCACUUUUUUUUAUUGCAUUUCACAAACCUCAUAUCCCAGUUUCUACUCUCGCGUUGGCCCGUUGAGUCAAAUUGAUUAUGUCUUUGGCAGGCAUUGUCAUUUCAAGUUUUUAUUCUCAUUCUGUACAUGGAGCUAUGGCCUCUAAAGCUUCUUCGAUUGGUUGUCAUUUGGAAGAUAUUUCAAAGGUGGCUGAUUAGUCUUUGAAUUUUACCUUUCAAGAUUUUUAUUUGAAGCCAAUUCAAACUUUUUUUGAAAACAUGAUUUCUCAGCUUUAAACUCACUUCAUAGGAGCCUCUGUGUUUUUAGUAAAACUCUAAUAUUUUACUAUUAACAUGAUGUAAAGUCAUUCUUUUUAUUAAUGACAUGGAGGCGAGUAUUAUUCCCAACCUCCCAUCCCUUUGGCUGAUUCUUCUUUGAUUAAUGUUAGGUAUUUACUACAUGUUUGUCGGGGUAUUGUAUAUCUUCUACCUUUCUUGUUAAAGUAGUUUCUUGUCUUAUGACAAUUUUGCCAUAGUUUUCAUAUUUUAUAGUCACUUUAUAUCGUGAUUUUAUCUUGUUAUGGAUGACUUACACAUGCUUGCUGUUAUAAUAUUGACAAUUCCAGAAAUUUUUAUGUGAGAUUACCAUUUUUCUUUUUCUUUCACUCUUGACUUGAUUUCGCUAUCAAGGACCUCUGAGGUCUUCGAUGACUCAUAUUUCUUAUACUCUAGUUAAUUUUCUUUUCAAAGAAUGUUCUAUUUUCCUCCAGGUUUUGUUAUUUGUACUGAUUUGAAUUUGAUUUUGGGACCACAUGAAAGAGAAAGUUUAUGCCUUGGUUCUGACUUUUAUAGAUUGGAGUUAUUCUGAUUGGUUGACCUGUUACUAUGUGAACUUUUUAUAACUUGUUUUUCUAUUGAUUUUAAACAGUUUUUUCUUUGCUGCUGAGCAGUGGCGGCUCUAGACUUGGCGAGGCCUUAGGUGAAACUCAUACAUGAGGCCCCUACUAACACCAUUAUUGAAAAAAAACAGCAGUUGACUUGUGUGUAUAAGAAGCUGUAGAUAUAUUGAAGGAGGAGCUUGCAGUGCUGUAUAUAGAGAGCUAGUCUUUGUAUACAUUGUUGCAUUGUCUACCUGUGUGUGCUUGAGCGUGUGUGUCUGGCAGUGAAUAUUCUUGUAUAUGUAUGUAUGUAUGUUUCUCUGAGCAUGUGUAUGUUUGUGUACUGCCUGUGGCCUUUGGCACUGAGUUUAUGGCGAAGCUAUGUUUUAUGACGGUGUGUAUAAUGAUUGCCGUCAGGCGGUGACAGGGUGAGUAAAGGGGUAACUGUGACAGGGUGAGUGUAAACGAACAGGAGGGUGCCAGAGUGUAUGCAGGGGGGUGCCAGAGUGUUGAGGGUUGACAGUGUGUAUUAAGGGAGAUGCCAGAGUGCAGAGAGUGGUGCCUUUGUGUGCGGAGAGUGGUGCCUGUGUGUUUGGAGGGAGAGACAGUGUGUAUGGAGGGGGGGGUGACAAUGUGCGCCAAGAGUGGUGACAGGGUGCACGGAGAGAGGUGACAGAGUGUGUGGGAAAAAUGACAAAGUAUAUGUAGGUGACAGAGUGUGAGGGGGUGGCAUAGUGUGAGGGGUGGUGACAGAGUAACGGGGGUGACAGAGUAAGUGAGAGGGUUAGUGUGAGAGGGUUACAUUAGUGUUAGGGGUCUGACAUAGUAAGAGGGAGGAGACAGAGUGAGAGGGAGGGUGACAUAAUGAAGGUGGGUGGCAGAGUAAGAGGGGGUAACAGAGUAAGAGGGUGGGUGACAUAGUGUGAUGGGGUGACAGAGUGAGAGGGAGGGUGACAGAGUGUGAGGGGAUGACAGAGUGUGAGGGGGUAACAGAGAGAGGUGGGAUUACAGAGAGAGGGGGUGACAGAGAGAGGGGGAGACAGAGUGAGAGAGAGGAGGGUGACUGGGUGAGAGAGAGGAGGGUGACAGUGAGAGACAGGAGGGUGACUGAGUAAGAGGGGGUAACUGAGUAAGAGGGGGUGACAGGUGGGGUGGCUGGGUGAGAGGAGGGUGACAGUGUGAGGUGGGUUGGCAGUGUGAGAGGGGGUGACGGGUGAGAGGGGAUGACAGAGUAAUGGGGUUGACAUAGUGUGGGGGGGUCACAGGGUGGGUGACAGAGUAAGAGGGGUGACAGGGGUGAGAUGGGGUGACAGGGAAAGGGGGUGACAGAGUGAGAUGGGGUGACAGGGUGAUGGGGUGACAUACUGGGGGUGACGUAAUGUGGGGGGUGAUAGUGUGAGGGGGUAAUAGAGUGAGAGGGGAGAUGACAGAGUGAGAGGGAGGAGGGUGACAGAGUGAGAGGGGGUGACAUAAUGUGGGGUGACAGGGUGAGAGGGGGUGACAAGGUGAGAGGAGGUGACAGUGUUAGGGGGUGACACAGUGUGAGGUGGGGUGAUAGUAAGAGACGGGUGACAGAGUUAGAGGUGGGGUGACAGGGUGCUACGUAGGGUGACAGAGUAAGAGGGGAUGACAGGUGGGUGGCAGGGUGAGAGGGGGUGAAGGGGGUGACAGGGGCUGCAGGGGUGAGGGGGGAUGACAGAAUGAGAGGUGGGGUGACAGGGUGAGAGGGAGGUGACAGGGUGUGACAGGUUAGGUUGCAGGGGGGUGACAGGGUGAGGUGACAGAGUGAGAGGGGAAUGACAGGGCAAGAUGGCAGGGUGCUAGGUGGGCUGGAAGGGGGAUGACAGGAUGAGACGGGGUGACAGGGUGAGGUGGCAGGGUGAGAUGGGGUGGCAGGGUAAGAUAGAUUGAGAGGUGGGAUGGUAGGGUGGCAGGGUGACAGCAUGAAAGGGGGUGACAGGUGGGGUGGCAGGGUGAGAGAGGGGUGACAGGGUGAGUCGGUGCGGACAGGAUGAGAGGGGUGACAGGGUGAGAGGGGGUUGACAGGCGAGAGUGGGGGCUGGACAAGCUGAGGGGGGGCGAUUGGGUGGUGGGUGGCAGGGGUGAGAGGUAUGACAGGGUGAAGAGAGGGUGACAGGGUGAGGGAUGAUAGGCAUUGGCGCGAGGGGCAAGACAGGUGGGGUGAGAGGGGGUGACAGGGUGAGGGGGGUGACAGGGUGAGAGGGAGAACUGUACGUUUUUUCCUGGUGGUCUGGUGGGCUACUUCUGUUCCUGGUGGUCCAGCGUCCUGUCUGGCUCACUGGUGGUCCGGUGGGCUCUCCGUUCUGCAGCUUGCCGGAUGCAGAGCUGCAGACCACAUGGUGAAUGUCUCCAAUCUUCAGUCAGAGCGUUGCCGUGAUAAAUUUGAGAACAAAAUUACCAAACUGAAAACAGAAUUGACUUGGAGAUUUUUUGCUAAUUCAGCUAUUUUUACAUUUUUUUAUUCACUUUGAAUUCACUUACAAUUUUCAAUUUUCACUUUAUUAAAAAGUCCUGAUAAUUCUGCUGAAUCUUUCUGCUUGAUCAUUGAUCAUUUCCACAACUACCGCCAAAGUUCUUUUGCUAAAACUCCCUCCAUUAAUAGGUAGUGUUUCAUGGCCAAAAAACAAAAGAAUGCUGUUCUCGUGAAACAAAAACAGAACAAUGGUUGCAAAUGUGCAGAAUUCAUGCAAAGGAAAAAAUAGGAUUUUAUACCUUUCACUAAAAUAUAAAAAUCAAAAAUCUCAAAAAAGCAGACAAUUAGCAAUAUAAUUUUUGGUGCAGUUUGUCUAUUUCUUAAGCAAAUCCAGUUAAGUACAUUUCCCACUGUAUAAAAUGCUUAUUCUGGUGACAGAUCUAAUGAAUGGGUUUAUUGAAUGAUUAACUAUUGCAUUUAAGUAAAUAAUAGAUUCCCACAUCCAGGAGACAAAGGGGUGUAUAUGUUCUAAAAGCACACUUGUUAUGUUAUUCCUAUCACUAUUUUUGUUUUAAGUAUAUUUUAUUUCAGUAGUUAUUUUUUUUUCUCUAAUUUUCUAAUAACGGUACUUUUCUUUCAGAUCCUUAGCAUCCAUGCUUUAUUGCUGAGUUCUGGAACAAUAGUGGCAGCAGGAAGGGAACCUUUUAAGCAUGCAAAUUACGAGACUGAAAGGGAAUUUCUACCUUCUAAAUUACCUGGGAUCACUAAGCGUGUGAUUCCUAAACAAAGAUCUAAACCAGAAAUGAAAAGCCGUGAGUACCAUUCAUCUACGUACUGUCAGUAACUGAGCCAUCUUUUGAAAAUUAUGUUUACUGGUUGCUAUCAGUCACUGCUCCAGAUUGCAAACCUAGGCCAUCAGUAUAAACAAAGCUGUUUGUUAUAAUACUUGUUAAAGGAGUUAUUUUCAUCAAAGCAAUGCUUGUUGUUGUGUGAUCUUGCUGAUAAAGAGUAGAGAUAAAUAUAUCACUACCAAGCACUUUUUGUUUUAAAAAGUAUUAACAUGAUAUAUUUGGAAACACGGUGUGCAGACCAAGCAGAUUAAUGUGAAUUUCACAAAAUUUUUAUUCAUUUAUUCUUUCAUCCUUUACAGAAAUAUUGAUGAGGUGUAUAUGUGUGGAUGGUGUAUCUUACUUGAAAUAUUUGACAGGGUCUGUAAUAGUUGUACACAACCACAAGCAUAACUGUUGCUAGAUACAUUAAGUGUGACAAAAAUAGAUAAAAUAGUCAAUAAUCCUGAACACAUAGACAGCUGUGAUGUAAUGGUUAUGGUGGCAUGAGUGCCCUAGAAAUCCAACCACAGCUGCAGUGCAAUUAGUCAAACCAUUUACUAAUGAUGUGACCUCUUACCUGGGGUCUAUUGGGCGCUGGUCACUUCCUCUAUGGAGAGCUGGAAACUCCUGCAUUGAGUUUCUUCUUCUUAGACCUCUGGAGCUAAACACUUCCAUGCAAGGCCAGUUUAUCAGGCUUGGCUCAAUGCAGAUAACUUCUGGUUCUCAUAGAGCAAUGGCACCAGGUAAGGUGUCAAACCAUUAGCACAUUGUUUGACUACUUACAUUAGAUAGGACACCCCUGGCACCAUACCCUUGUAGUGCACUGUAGUGUGUAUGGUGCUUGGAGUAUCCUUUAAACAUUAUUAUUACAAAGGUGUGAUAACUUGAAAUGCUAUCUCUCCAGAGGCUAAAUGUAGUAUUUCAAAAACAAAUGAUGUGCAUAUAUUGCUUAUACACAUAGUACAUUGGUAAAACAAUUAUUAAGGUGCACAUGCAACAAAGGACAAUUAGACAAUCAUGAAACAGCACAUAAAACCAGGGAAGGAUAGCUAGUGUUUGGGUAAUCAGUACAAUGUUUGGGAGUAGGGAAUAAUGGGAAGUAUUAUUAGGAAUAAUUAGGAAUUAUUAGGGAAUAAUGGGAAGGUUAUAUUAUUAGGGAAGAGAUGGUACCUGGAAGGGCUUUUAACUAUGGCUCAGGAAGGUGAACAUUUAUGAAUAGCUGUAUCUUCUGGAGCCUUCAGAACGUCAUGUGCAGUGUCCAUUGGGAUUCCAGAAGAGAGUUUGUUCCAGAAGGUGUAGGCCAGGAGUGAGUGGUUCCAGGGGUCUGUUUGAAACAGUAGGUGAAGUUACUGUUAUGGACCUACGGGGACGUAGAUUACAGGCAAAGAAGACCAUGGAAUUAGUGAGGAAAGAUAGGGAAGUACAAGGUUAUAGAAAGAUUUUUAUACUAUAGAAAUUAAAAACAGAAGUCAUGCUCUUCUCAAACAACUCUUCAUCUUAGCCUUGUAGCCUUUACCUCACUAUAUGCAUACUAUACAUCCCUCUCAUUAACAAACGGAUGUUAUUUCAAUGGUGCAUAUAUAUUUGUACUACUUGUUGCAGCACCACUAUUUAUAAAUACUUGUCCUAUAAUUUUGCAUAGCUAUGCCACAUUUUGUUAUUAUAACUGUAUAUUCAACACCAUUUUAACCUCUUCAGCUGAAACUAUAGUCCUAUUUCACCUCACUCUUAGUUACUGCUCUGCAUAAACCCAUCUUUUUUGCAUUGUUCUAACACAUACUUCUUCCUGAGAACAACUAACUACUCCUUUUUAAUAGUAAUAAAAUAAAAAAAUAGACACAUUUUCUUUGGGGACACAUAGUAGCACAUAAUCCAUGUUGGCUAUUUAGUGUAUUUUUAAUAGAAUUUGGCAAUGUCUAGCUUUUUAAAUUGUGGGUCUGGAUGAGCUAGAAUGGUGUCCCGAUUAUAGCUGGAUGGAUGACUGCCGAAUGGCUAAAAUCUGGAUUCUGUUGGUUAAAAUUAGUCGGCUUUUGGCUAGCAGCCAGCGGGCAGGUAGUACUUACUGUCACGAUAGUACUUAUUGCCAGCGUCCUUCCUAAUGCUGGACCUGGCAUUUGUCCUUACUGUCCUAGGAGCUAUGUGGAGGGAGAGGUGCUGGAGGCAAGGCGAGAAACCUCCUCCUCCUAUAGUGUGAUCGCACAGAUCAGACACGGUCAUAUUGCGGUGCGGCUACACCGAGGUGCCGAUCGGGCACCGUGACAGUUACUCUGUAAUUCUUAUUCAUCUGUUUUAUCUAUUAUUUUUCUAUUUCUAUUGUUAAUCAGCACCUGCAUUUAAAAAUUUACUUCAUUUACUAGAUCAUUUUCAGUUUUAUUAAUUUGUUUAUUUGCUUUGGCAUCUUUACUAACUCCAUUCUCUAUUUUUUCUCUUUCCUUUGCUUUCAUCACUAUUUCUGUGUCACUGUCUUCUUACCUGGAUAAUCUGAAUUCCUGAAAAUAUCUUCUGCUUGCUGCCUACUCUACUAAUUCCAAUAAUCUCCCAUGUCAGAAAUUAAAACUGAUGAACCCAUUUUCAAUAAAUCCAGUGGACAAAAGCUCUCACUUUCUUCAGAUAAAAUAUGCAAUACAGAAUUUGUAGAUUUUCCUUACAUGCCAACAAAUGAAAUAAGUAUUACAGAACACUGGCCACAUUCAGGAGAAAAGUUACCAGUGAUUUCUCCUGAAGAUAACAUUGAGAAAUCAAUCCACCUUAAUUUUGAUGGUACUAUGACUGUUGAAAUGAGAGUUCGCUUUAAGAUAAAGGAAGAAGAAACCAUUAAUUGGUCAACUACAGUGAGUCGAUCAGAUUUGUUGUAUCACAAGCAAAAACUGCCAAGUUCCACUGUAGAACCAGACAUCCAAGCAAUUUAUACAAGUGAUUCUCCAUUAGAAACAAAUGUUAAAGACAUUGAGACACCUAAAGAUUGUUUAAACCAAACGGAAUCCAAAAAUGCAUCUUGUUCAGAAAUAAAUCAGUUGGAAACGAAUGUUCCUGCAAUAAAUUCAAAUGUAUACAGAACAACCUCUUCGAGACAAGAGAGUGCACGCUUCUAUAGGCCUCCUACACCUGGAAUCAGAAGAGGUCAGGAAAGAAAGUCUUCUAUGAAACAAAUAUCAGCAGGAAACAUAAGAGAACAUAUCCGGCAAAUGUUCUUUUCUGGUGAAACUGAGCAGGAAGAUACAGAUUCUGGUAUUGUAGCUCAUUGUGAUGAACAAAUGCUUAACACUGGUGAAACCGCAAAUACUCAAAGUAAUGAAAACAAUGAAAUGGACAAUAUAAAUGAAGAAUGCUUGCCCUCUAUGCUUAGACAGGAGAGUUUUGAUGUUGUGGAGACCACAAGUAUGAAAGUAUUGCAGAGGGACACAAGAACAAAAAGGGUAGUUAAAAAAUCAGAAUUUACCACUGAAAGUAGUGGUUAUGCAUGUUUCGGUAAACCCUCUCAGAAUGAUCAGCCGCAUUCAGUAGGUAAGCAUGUAUUACACCAAGAUCAUUUUAAAUUUAAAGAACUUAAACGAUCUGUAAGUGAGUCCAUUUCAUUAUUACACCCAUCCAUGAGUCAAGCUGAACGCUUUGAUUUUGCACAUUGUAAGCCAGGUUCUUUGGAUGCCAUGUCAAAAGAAGCACAUAGGAAUGUUACAAAGGAAGGGAACACUUGUGAAAAUAAUUCACAUUUGACUUCUGAAAGUCAAAUGAAUACUAGCUUCGAGAAUGAUGUAGAUAAUGGUAAUGACACUCAGCUUAGAAUCUCUGCAAAACAAAAAAAGAAGAAAAAGAAACAAAUGGUGGGUAGUGAAAUAAAUUGCAGCUUUCACCAAGACGCAGAAUGUUACACAUCCAUGGAGGCAGGAAAUAUGAAUGGGGAUGUAGCAUAUGAUUUAAAUGAUGAUGCACAAAUACCCCAAACUGCCCCCAAUUAUAAACAAUCUCCAAAGCUAGGAGAUGUGAUUUCAUGUGAUCUGGAGCAUCAGGAUGAUAGCAAUAUUCCAUUUGAUGAUGUCAAACCUCAGGAUUUGUCAUGUCCCAAACAAACUGAAAUAGGUAUAGUAAAGAAAUUAAAAGGUAAUAAACAAAUGGCAAAAGUAAAGCCCAGAGCAGUUAAAAAGAUUACUGAGCCUUCAAGUCCUCCAAAUGAUAAAAGUGUCGGCUGUAAAACGGAAAAUAAUGUAGAUGAUAAUCCUGCUACGGAGACUGGAACUGGGAAUGGUAUUGCUACCAUUAUAACAAGAGAGCCUCUUCUCUAUUCUUGUGAACAUGCUAUUAACCCACCAAUGGAGCAUAAUCUUCUGCAAGAAGGAGUCCGUAAGAAGACUAUAAAACCAGCCAAAAAGUUUCAUGAUUUGUCAAAGAAGCAAAAUAAAUCGAAAAAGAAAAACAAAAAUAAGAUGACUGAAAGUAAAAAAUUAAAUGCUCCUGAUAAUCAAGACACAAGAAGUACAAGUUCUCCAACUCCUGUUAGUUCUGCUGAAAGUUACGUUCAAAGCUGGCUUACGAAAAUAUUUCCAAAUGCUACUUUUCCUGUGAUCCAAUUAUUCCCCUCAACAAGGAGAGGUGAAGACAUAAUUUCUUAUAGUAAUAGUCAAGGUGAUCAGCUAGAGAAGGAAACCAAAAUGAAAGAUCAAAAUGAUUUGCAAGCUAAUUCACACAAUAGUCAGUCUAAUAGCUGUGUUGACUCAAAUAAAAUGGAACCAGUUCUGUUUCAUGUAGAACAUGCCAACGGCAAAGAUAUGAUGAUGUUACACACUGGGCCAUUUGAUGAAGAAGUAAUAUCAACUUUGAUGGAAAAGGGUAAACAAUUGGCAGAAUUAUUUAUGCAGCAGUGUGAAAACAAUGCAAAAAUUGAACAAUGCGGAAAAGAUAAAUUACUCAACUGGAUGGCAAACAACCAAAUGGCAAAAAUGUCACAGAAAAAGGAAAGUUCAGAUGUCGCGGUCCAGGUUGAACUUAAAGCCAUUGAGAAAGAUCCAACAGACCAUACCAUGAACGACUGUAUAGAUGAGAUACUGGCUCAGCAGCUAAAUUCUACACCCCAAUAUAUACCAAAAACAAAAAUAAGGCAUUUAGAAAAGUCACUUAGUCUUCAAGAAUGGCCCUCCAAACCCACUGGUUCAUCCUCUCAGGUCCUACUAGCCUGGCUAUUAGUAUUACAUUUAAAGCAGGGCAUGCAAAACAUGAUUGAGGAUAUAACUAAACGUUCUUGUGCUGGCUCUGAAAUAUUUGCCCUCUUGCAAGUUUUGAAAAAAAUAGCCAUUACAGAGAAAGCAGAUGAUUUGAAAGCUGCUGUCCUAAGUUUGCAAGAGUCUGCACUGAGACAGGAUUCCAGCAUGGAGAACCUAGCAUGUGCUGGUGGACAAACAUCUACCCAAUUAUUUCCAAAUGUUCCCGAAAAACAAGCGAACAUUGUCAAAGACAUAGCAAGUAACCAUAGCUGUAGCAUCAAUGCAGAAUACAAUGUGACAGAUCGGUUUGAAGAUAUAAAUUUGUUGAACACAGAAAGAGAAAACAGUGAUUUGAUUGAUGACUUAGAUGACUUGACAUUUUUUGCAUCCGUGCCAGAAACAGAGGUUUGUGGUGAAUACAGAAAAAAUGAUAGGCGUCUUAUGAAUAUCGAGGCUGUAACACAAUGCAGCAGUGACAAAGAACCAGAAGAGUCCACAAAUAAUAGCAGCAAUGAGGUUUUGGACAACAUAGACCAAUUCCUUCUAGAAGAAGGAGUAGUUGCUGAUAAUGAAGAUUCUGAUGAUAUGAUGAUGAAAUCAACACAAAGAUUCAUACUGUCACCUCUGUCAGAUAUCAGCUUUGGAAACAACCCCAGUGUGCAAAUGAGUACAAUUUCUCCCAGAAAAACCUCAAAAGUUAAAAUGAUAGUUCAAGAAAUGGAGCAAAGAAAACACCCUUCUAACAAUUCUGAUUAUAAAAAGUCUGUCCAAAGCCCAUUGUCUUCUGACUGGUCAGACUACAAACAAGAUAGUGAGGAAAGCUCAAAAAGUGACACAUUACAAGGAUCCAGUGAUAUUAUAACAGAAAGUGGGGAUGAAAAAAUACAGGAAAAACCCAUUAAAACUGGUUAUGUUAGAAGAGCAAUUGAAAGGCUUUAUGGUAAAUCAGAGUCCAAAGUCAGUCCUUGUAAUACUGCAGUCUGUGCCUCAACCAAAAAAGUUGUACAGAAAAGUCCUAAUGAAACCAUUAAAACUGCAAUGAAGGAAAAUGUUGCUUGCAAUCAUCAAUCCUCAUCAAAAGAAAAUAUGAUGAGGACUUUGUCUAGUCCUAACAACUGUUAUAAAGAUAAAUCUUCAAAAGACUGCACAAGCAGCUUAAAAAGUGCAUCUUUUCCAAUUUUGGAGCCUGCAUAUUCCCCAAAUAAUGCAUUAGGUGUUAAACCCUCAAAUAAAGGUGGUCUUAUCAACACAAGCUCAGAAACAAAUGAUGGUGUUCUAAUAGAUAAAGGCAGAUGGCUUCUGAAAGAAGAUAAUUUGGUAAGGAUGUCACCUCCACAAGCCAUUGGAAUGUAUGGUCAUUUAGAUACAACCUCCAUUGACACAUUUCUUGACACUACAAGUGACGAGGUUCCUUACUCAAGUUAUGUUGGUAAGAUGAAUCAGCAGUUGCCUCUUGCAGACGUAUCGUCAUCUGAAAUUGAAGAUAUGGUUAGGCCGCAUCACUGUAAUUAUUUUAACAUGCCUCACGGGAGUGAUUCAGAACCAUUUAAUGACACAUUUAAUGUAAAAGCAGAAUGCAGACCCAAAUCAUCAGAAAUGUUUGUGAAAAUCAAAUCACGAGACUCUGAUUCACCAUCCUCAAGAUCUUUAUUGAAAUAUGGUGGAAAAAGUGGAAGCCUUCCAUCUUUUGCCACAGUGGAUCUGCACUUUUCAGAUAACAAAGUACAUCCUGUGUCACAUCCUGAAGGUCAGAAGGACGAUGUAGGUCAACCAACCCAACAUAGCACGAUGAGCAGGGGGCAAGUAAAGGAGCAAGAUUCCCUGGAUAAGCUUCAUUUUAUUUGUGGUCAGCACUGCCCAAUACUGACUGCAAUAAUCAUUCCCAUAAAUGAAGAAAACAGAGGCUUUGUUUACCAAAGCACAUGUGACAUAGAGAAUUUAUUAAUCCAAUGUCCAAUACCCCAAUUAAAACUGCAUAGACCCUCUGUAGAGGUGAGAUUAUUAAAAGACAUGAAUAACAACAUGAUCUCAAACUAUAACAAUACUGCAAGUAAUGUUUACUUCUGCAGAGCUAACAUGACCUGUGAAUUUGGAUCUAAUGGAAAUACAGAGGUAGUUAACAAAGAUGAAAUAGUAAAGAAAUUCAAUCAAUAUGUAUUAAAAAAAUGGUUGAGAUCCACAUUUAGAAUGCUCAGUGAUAAUUCAAAUAUACAGUACAGUACAACAUCAACAAAAAAUAUAACUCCAGAUAUUCUGCAUAUACAGAUAGAUGAAAAUAACAAUGUCUUGCAUCAUAUUGAAAUAUUUUAGAAAAAAAUACAAAAAACAUAAACAAUUUUAAAAAUGCAAUAAGGGAAGCAAAUGUCAGCUCUGUGCCUACAUAUUAUACUUUAUAAUUAUUUUUAAUCAAACAUAGUUUUUGUUGAUUUUUAUAAAGUACCUUUGUAUGUACAGUGUGAUCUUGUAACUUAGUAUUAUGUCAAAAGCCAAUUGAGAAAUUGUAUUUUGAAGAUGUCUAAAGUUUGGGAACAAAAAAAAAAAAGGGAAUUAAUCUAGAUAAAGGAGAUAAUCUAGAUCAUGUGUUCAAACAUCUAAAGGGUAAUUUAAUGGUAAACCAUGCAAUAAAAAACAUAGAGCGCCAAGUGCCUGGCAUUGUGCAGUGUGGGACUCCUUAUCAUAGUACAGUGCCAGUACAUAUUUGUCAUGCCCUGGCCACAAUUAAUGAGAGUUACACUCCUGGGCAGCAGUGGCUAUUUCUCAAUUUAUUUAACUCCUCUCCCAUUACUGAUAUGCCUGGAGAGAUGAUGUAUAGACAGAAUCAAACUGUCUCUAUAUCCCCAACUUCUCUCCAGACAUCAUCAAUCUUGCAUCAAUCUUGUACAUGUAUGUUACUGUCCAAAAACAAGAAGGCACAACGGCUAGCCGUAACCUUAACAAUAAAAUCACAUGCCAUAACACUGAUGGAUGUCUUGUGUUAAAUUAUGAUGUCUUCAGAAUCCCCUAAUAAUGACAUUAUUUUUCCAUUAUACUUGUUUCACACUUGCUAUCCUCCCAGCAUUUAAUGAUUUAUAUAGUAAAGCUACUACAUUAAGAACUAAUGACGGAUAAAACAUCCAAUCUUUCAUUAAUGAAGCCACAAGUAGUAAGUUAAAAAAGGGACAUACUAAACAGAAUAUUGGGAUGGUGGGAUGAUGGGAUGAUUGGCUGCAAUGCUCAGUAAUUUCAUCAGGUGUCACUAUACUUUCCACACACAUACCUGGUAAUGAAUCUGAUGUAACUCAAAGAAUGUUGGUAACUGCUGCUGCAAAUAUAAUGGAAAUAUUAGGUGUAGAUAAUCCAAUAGAAAACCAAAAUAAUGCUAUUAGAAUAUGUUUAAAGAUAAAAACACUGAUGACAAUUCUCAUCUUUUUCCACUCAUUUGUAAAAAUUGUUUUCAUGUAUUGACAUAUGUAAACUGCCACAUUUCUACAAUUAUACCAUAUUUUAUUUAUAAUAUAAUGAUCAGUAUAAAGCAGGUGUGUCCGAAAAGGUAGACCCCCAGAUGUUGUAGAAUUACAACACCCAUGAUGCUUUGCAUGCCUAUGCAUGCAUUUAGAAUGACUAAGCAUCAUGGAAGCUGCAGUCUUAAAACGUCUGGAGAUCUACCAUUUGGGCACUCUUGGUAUAAAGGGUGCUAACAAUGUAUCUUUCUGUAAGUCAGAAUGGUUACAUCUGUUCCGGUAUACAGUACAUACUUUUAUUAUGUGCCUACACAUUUUUAUAAUUUUAUAGGGAUUAUAAUACUAUGAUUAAGGUUGAUAGUUCAUAUGAAACUAAAUACUCAGACAGUUUAUCAAACUGAAGUUUUCUAGUUUUGUCCUAUAAGCUGAUUAUAUUUACCUAUAAUGCAGUUAGUACUUUUAAAUUCCUUUGUAAAUCAUUCAUAUAUAAAGAAUAUUUUUGAACACAUAUCGGUUCUUUUAAAUUACAGCCGUUUUAAGCAAAUUUUCUGUUAUAACACAUGAUUUGUAGGAAGAUCAUGUUACUGUAUAGUAAACCAGUUUUGUUUAAUUCACUGUAAAAUAUUUAUUUUUAAAUGUAUUGCUGUAGGAAUAGAAUUAAAAUCUUCGUUUCACUAUUCAUAUUUCUGUAGAAACUAAUUUUAUGUUAUGUUAAAACAAAACCCCAAGGUUCCUAAAGUAAAGUAUUUUUAAUUGAGUGCAAUUUAUAUUAAUAAUAAUAAUAAUAAUUAGUAUUAAUAUAGUUAUUAUAGUCAUUAUUUUUAUGUUUAAAACAGACACCAGACAAUGAAUGCAUUUUAACAUGACUAUAUUUGUGAUAAAAUGCUGCAGAGUAGUUAGAAGUAAAUGUUAAAGGGGUACUCCAAACUAGCAUUUAAUGCACAAUGGAAAUAUGUAUUACAAUAUGUAAAAAUAACCAAUCCAAAAUCAUAACAGAUACAUACUAUUAAAGUUCUUUCAUUUUGUGAAAAAACUCUAAUAUUCCAUGUACUGGCAAGAAUCGUGUACAGACAUGUGGUGCUGUGAUUUGAACAGAGAUUUAGAUUAUAGCUGAAUUAGUGAUGGUAAAUCUCUAUUAGCAAGGAAAAGGGGCGCCCUUGCUACAUAACCUAUGCAAGGAGUAUAGGUUGCUAUGGUGCCUGUAAUGUCCCUUUAAGCCAUGUGUGUGUGAACUUCUAUUAUUAUUAUGUAAAAAUAAACCUCUUCACUGGUGUAUCCAACCAUGGUACUCCAGGCGUGCUGUUAGACUUAAAAUCAUAUGAUUGUGAUUGACAGAACAUUUUAGAAAUUACUCAGCUGGAAGACGAGGUUUGAACACAAGUGUUCUACAAAAUGGUGCAUAUAUUUCAUUCCAUUUCCAUGAUUUUUACCUAUUGUCUAUCAUUCUAUUGUGAUAUGAUGUGUUAUAUGUAAACGUAUACUGUGAACUGUCUUUGUGUACACAAAUACAUUUUGUUUUUUGCAAACCUAUUAAGAUGCUAUGAGUUUCCAAUUUGUUUUUGAAAAGUGGAUUGGUGUGACAUUUGUCUUGAUGGGAAUGAAAGAGAAAUAAUUAAAACAAGAUUAAUAAGUCUCUAGAAGAGGUAGAACUGAAAUGGAAAGACCUCAUGCAUCAAUAUCACCUCGUACAAUGCUAGACAUAGAUUAACAUUCACAAUCUGGUAAAACAAACAUUGAACUUCUCAUUCACAUGUCUGCUUCUCAAUGAGAGUAGUGGUGUAUAAUACCCAAUAAUAGUAUCAUGGAAGCAUGCUUUCUUAUUCCUCUAAUAACAGCAUUUAUGUGCUACAGGGAUGUUUUUGUAGCAUGCUGAGAUAAAUUCCGAAGCUGAAACUUUUACUAGGAAAACCUUGUUCCUCUGUUAGAGAACAUACACCCAACUUGUAAUUGUCCUAUUUAUAGUUGCAUCCCCCCCUCAUAAUAUUGUAAAGCGCUACAGAAUCUGUUGGCUCUAUAUAAAUGGCGAUCAUAAUAAUAAUAAUAACCACACUAUUAUGACCAAAAAUACAAAGAAAUUUGAUAUUUUGUUGUAAAUUCAACAUUUUGUAUUAAUAAUCAGUUAUCAAUAAUUCAUCAUUCCCAAUAAUAUUUUAAAUAGUAAAUAAUUAAUAAUCACUUCAUUUGUUUUACAUUUCCAUGUUUAAUUGUUAAAAAGCUAUGUGAAGAAGAUGUGUCUGGGGUUUUUUAGUCUUGCUUAGAAAGAAAGUUUGUAGUCUUCACAGCUUGAUCAUCCAUCAUGACUCAAGGAGGGGUUUCCCCUCUCACUCACCACAACACUAUCUCGGGAGAUCUGUACCCCCAUCUCCCAUUUCCUAUACCCAUGGUUAAGGGCAGACUGUAAGUUGGCCUAUAACAGGUUACAUUUGAAUGCUUUACAUAAAGGGUCAUUAACUAAACUCUGAAUUUUCACAAAUUAAAUCUAUAAUACAAAAUUGAGUCAAAACUAUCCAAGAUGUGAUUGUAGCUAAGCUGGGCAUUAUUCAGAUCAGUUAUUCUUACCCCAGCGUUGUCAUGUGGAAUAUAUCAGAGGAAAUUCUAAGUUUAAUGAUUAGUAGAGUUAUCCCACAUAGCAACUAAGAAAUAGGGUUAUAAGGAAGGUUUACUAGAUAAACACUAUUACUUAUAGUAUUUCACAAAAGUAAGUACACCCCUCACAUUUUUGUAAAUUUUUUAUUAUAUCUUUUCAUGUGACAACACUGAAGAAAUUAAACACUACUAUAAUGUAAAGUAUUAAGCAUACAGCCUGUAUAACAGUGUAAAUUUGCUGUCCCCUGAAAAUAACUCAACACACAGCCAUAAAUGUCUGAACCGUUGGCAACAAAAGUGGGUACACCCCUAAGUGGAAAUGUCCAAAUUGGGCCCAAUUAGCCAUUUUCCCUACCCGAUGUCAUGUGACUCAUUAGUGUUACAAGGUCUAAAUUUGGAGUUAUCCCUCUUACACUCUGUCAUACUGGUCACUGAAAGUUCAACAUGGCAGGCCAUGGCAAAGAACUCUCUGAGGCUCUGAAAAAAAAUCAUUGAUGAUCUACAUAAAGAUGACUUAGGCUAUAAGAAGAUUGCCAAGACCCUGAAACUGAGCUGUAGCAUGGUGGGCAAGACCAUACAGCGGUUUUACAGGACAGAUUCCACUCAGAACAGGCCUCACCAUGACUGACUUUAGAAGUUGAGUGCAUGUGCUCAGCAUCACAUCCAGAGGUUGUCUUUGGGAAAUAGACAUAUGAGUGCUGCCAGCAUUGCUGCAGAGGUUGAAGGGGUGGGAGGUCAGCCUGUCAGUGCUUAGACCAUAUGUUGUCCCAGAAGGUAGCCUCUUCUAAAGAUGAUGCACAAUAACUAAGUCUGAUGAGACCAAGAUAAACUUAUUUGGUUCAGAUGGUGUCAAGCGUGUGUGGCGGCAACCAGGUGAAGAGUACAAAGACAAGUGUGUCUUGCCUACAGUCAAGCAUGGUGGUGGGAGUAUCAUGGUCUGGGCCUGCAUGAGUGCUGCAAGCCUUUGGAAGCUACAGUUCAUUGAGGGAACCAUGAAUGCCAACAUGUACAAUGAGAUACUGAAGCAGAGCAUGAUCCCCUCCCUUCGGAGACUGUGCCACAGGGCAGUAUUCCAACAUGAUAACGACCAGGGCCGGUGCAAGGAUUUUUGGAUACAUAGACGAAGAUACAUUUUUCCACCCCUCCAAAAAAAAAUAACAUCUUCACCGAUGUGCCUCUUAACCAGCCCUUCUCCCUUCCCCAUCCAUUAGUGGUCCCUCCCUUCCCUUCCCUGUCCCUUAGUGUUCUUCUCCCCUCUCCCCUUUUUUUCCUGUCCCUUGGUGUUCCUCUCCCCUCCCUUCCCUGUCCCUUGGUGCACCUCCACCACCUUAGUGGUCACACUCCCCUUCCUGGUGUACCUCUUGUAGCAUUGCCGAGCAGAGCAGAUCCCCUACAGGAGCUUCAUUUUUCUGUACCCGGCCAGACUGACAGGGAGUGCUCUCUCAGUGAGCACCUCCUGUCAGUCUGGCCGGGUACAGGAAACAGAAGCUCCUGUACCGCUCUCCGCUCCGCCAUGCUACACUCAGUGGUGUAUACACAUUGACAAUCACAAAAAAAUGGAAAGUACAAGUGCUUAUUUAAAUAAUUAAUAUCCUUAUAUCCUUAUGUAUACCAAAUUUCAGUGAGCUGCUAUUACACCAUGGUUAUCUUUCUAUCAGAAAUUAUGGAGAGAAGGAGUUUCAGGUGUAGCGCUCUAAUGAAUUAUAGUGGAUAUGAUAGUGUAUAAUUUAAAACAGGAUAUACCUUAAGGAAUCGUGUACACUUCUAUGAAGUCCCAACACUUUAAAAUGAACCUUAAAUAGGAAACAUAAACAUACACAACAUAGUGCAACUUGUUUACAACAAUUGAAGCUAAAAAAGGUAGAUGUGCAAACUGCUAACUCACACUUUUCUGAGCUAAAACACUAGCUCAGGUAUAUGCGCCUUAGGGUCCGUUGAGGUGACCCUCACCCUCCUUAGGAUCCAAAUUUCUCCCGGGGUUAUGUCACUAGGAAAUCACUAAGACUAAUUAAACUGAAGGUAAAGGUGAUGGACUGGCCAAGCAUAUCUCCAGACCUGAACCCUAUUGAGCAUCUGUGGGGUAUCCUCAAACGGAAGGUGUUGGAGCGCAAGGUCUCUAACAUCCACCAGCUCUGUAAUGUUGUCAUGGAAGAGGACUCCAGUGGCAACCUGUGAAGCUCUGGUGAACUCCAUGCCCAUGAGGGUUAAGGCAGUGCUGGAAAAUAAUGGUUGUCACACAAAAUAUUGACCCUUUGGGCCCAAUUUGGACAUUUCCACUUAAGGGUGUACUCACUUUUGUUGCCAACGGCUUAGACAUUAAUGGUGUGUUGUUAUUUUGAGGGGACAGCAAAUGUACACUGUUAUACAGGCUGUACACUUACUACACCUUGUUCCAAAUUAUUAUGCAAAUACUAUUUAAGUGUCACAUAGAUUAAAUAUUUUGUUUUUCAAUUUAACUCAUGGAUGGCAUUGUGUCUCAGUGCUCUUUUGAUCACUGAAAACAAUCUCGGACACCUGUGAUAAUUAGAUUGCAAGGUGAGCCCAAUUUAAGGAAAAACUACUAAAGGAGGGUGUUCCACAUAAUUAAGCAGAGCACCAUUUUCAUGCAAUAUGGGGAAGAAAAAGGAUCCCCCUUCUGCCGAAAAGAGUGAAAUAUCCCUUGGACGAGGGAUGAAAACAUUAGAUAUGUCACGAAAACUUAAGCGUGAUCAUCGCACUAUUAACAGAUUUGUGACUGAUUCAGAGCACAGACGGGUUCGUGCAGAUAAAGUCACAUUGAGGAAGAUUUCUGCCAGAUCCAUGCAUCGGAUCAAGAGCAGCUGCUAAAAUACCAUUACAUAGCAGCAAACAGAUAUUUGAAGCUGCUGGUGCCUCUGGAGUCCCACGGACAUCAAGGUGUAAAGUCCUCCAGAGUCUUGCAACUGUGCAUAAACCUUCUAUUCGGCCACCACUAACCAAUGCUCACAAGCAGAAACGGCUGCAUUGGGCAGAAAAAUACUUGAAGACUAAUUUUUAAACAGUCCUGUUCACUGAUGAGUUCUGUGCAACCCUUGAUGAUCCAGAUGGAUGGAGUAGUGGAUGGUUGGUGGAUGGCCACCCUGUUCCAACAAGGCUGCGACGUCAGCAAGGCGGUGGUGGAGUCAUGUUUUGGGCCGGAAUCAUGGGAAGAGAGCUGGUCUGCCCCUUUAGGGUCUCCGAUGGUGUAAAGAUGACCUCUGCAAAGUAUGUGGAGUUUCUGACUGACCACUUUCUUCCCUGGUACAGAAGGAAGAACUAUGCUUUCCGUAAUAAAAUCAUCUUCAUGCAUGACAAUGCACUAUCUCAUGCUGCAAAGAAUACCUCUCCAUCAAUGGCUGCUAUGGUGAUAAAAGGAGAGAAAGUCAUGGUGUGGCCUCCAUCCUCCCCUGACCUCAAUCCUAUUGAGAACCUUUGGAUAAUCCUCAAGCAAAAGAUCUAUGAGGGUGGGAGGCAGUUUACAUGCAAACAGCAGCUCUGGGAGGCUAUUCUGACUUCUUGCAAACAAAUUCAAGCAGAAACUGUCCAAAAACUCACAAGUUCAAUGGAUGCAAGACUUGUGAAGCUGCUAUCAAAUAAGGGGUCCUAUGUGUUAAAAUGUUUAAAAAGUUAAAAUGUUAUAAGUUUGAUUGAAAUUGCUUUUGAUUUCAGUAAAUAUGCUGCAAACACAACAAAUGACAAUUUUCAGUUCUUUACAACCUAUAAAGUGUUUUGAAACUUACUGUGUGUAAUAAUUUGGAACAGUGCAUUGCAAGUUUUUUAUGUUUAAAAAAAAAUACUGUUAUCAUUAGGAGGUUUGCUCAAAAAAAUUUGAAUUUUACUCUUAAUAGUUGAUAACAUGAGAAUUAUGCUGACUGUUAUUUACAUAAAUUAUUUAGGUAAAUGAGAAAAAUAUAAUUUGCAUAAUAAUUUGGAACAGGGUGUACUUUACAUUGUAGCAGAGUGUAAUUUCUUCAGUGUUGUCACAUGAAAAGAUAUAAUAAAAUAUCUACAAAAAUUUGAGGGGUGUACUCACUUUUGUGAGAUAUUGUAGCUUAAACUACAAUAAAAAGUAUAUAGGAAGCAUACUAUAAGUACAUAUAUUCAUAGGAAGCAUAUUACACGUACAUAAGUAUAUAAACAUAUAGAGGGAAACUUUUGUUUUAAUAUUGGCUGAGCUGUGUAUCUAGCACAAAAAAAAAUAUUAUUAAACUUUCAACAGGCUGUGAAAGUGAAAGGGUUCAUUAAUAGCCUUUAGGGAUGAAGACCUCCAAGGCGGAACAAGUUACAUAGUUACAUAGUUAUACAGGCUGAAAAAAAUAUUUAGUCCUAAAUCUAAUGUUUUUGCAAGAAUUUAUUCGGAUGCUAUUUAAACAUCUCUACAGACUUUGAUCAAACCAUCUCUUCAGGCAGAGAAUCCCAUGUCCUUAUGGUUCUUAUAGUAAAUAAUGAUUUUAUUUGCCCUAUACUAAAUCUCAUUUCUUCCAGUCUAAAUAGGUGACAUUGAGUCCUAUAUAUAAUCCUGUUUAUGAAUAAGUUUCCAGACAAUAAUUUGUAAUGGCACCGAAUAUAUGUAUUUGAUCAUAUCUGGGGUGCCUUUUUCCUAAACUAAACAGAUUUAAAUUUGUUCGCCUUUCUUUAUAACUAAAAUAAUGCCAUUCCUCUGAUUCAUUUUUUUAGCCCACCUCUGAACUCUUUCUAUUACCAUAAUCUCAUUCUUUAAUUUAUACAUUUUAUUUUUCAGAAAGGGUCAUUAAUUAUCGGGAUAAAAAUAUUAUUUCGAAAAGCAAAAAAGAGGUGCCAAAGAUACUUUUUACGCUUAGCUAAUGAAAUCAACUAGAUACUACUAGAUGUAUCCUGGGCUGAACCCUUACAUCAAAAUGAAAGAGAAAAGAGAAGGAGGAAAGUCAAUAAAAUAUUCAUCUCGUAUGGAUCUACUGAACUUACAAUAAUCAAGUGCUUUUAGUUUGCCCAGAUAUUUUUUUAUUUAAGCACAAUGAAUACUUUACAGUCUCAGCAGAUCCAUAGGAGAGGAAAUACUAGUGGAUGGAAUCUUUUAUUGAAAUCCCUAAUUUUCUUUACUCUUUGUUUUUCGUUUGAUCAAUCCUUCUCUGGAUAGCAGAAAAAUAGAAUAUACCAUGACCACCAGUCUGUUCCAACCACUACAGUCAUCAUAUAGCAGACGGGAAGCUUUCAUUUCAUACUGCAAACUGAUUUGCAUGACUUUGAAAUAUCUGUGUUCUAUGUCUUAAUAAGUAACUUAUUUGUAAGAUUUUUUUGUUCUUUUGUUAUGAUCCUUGAACCUUAAUAAAAACUGAUUGACUACUAUAUAUUGUAGAGAAGAGGAGAAUAAACAUCAAAACAUACAAUUUGUUGCCAAUGCAAAUUAUUACGACAGCAAGACAGAAAACAAUAGUACAUAUUACCUCCGUUCACACCAUAAGAUACACAAUCAGUUUUUAAUGUAUAUUUAGUCAAAUAUCAAAUCUUUGUUUAAAAAAUAAAUAAAAAAAUGUCCACCAACCAAUUCUCAGUCCAUCUGAAACCAUACCACCCCUUGGUUUGGAGUAAAGAUCUUCUAUACUGUCAAUGAGUGCUUGGCCUUAUAUUUAUAUCUAAUAUUUGUUUCCCAAUCAUUAUGAGUGCAAUGGUUAAACACAGAUGACUGGUAGUUCUAUCAGACGUUAUUUCUACCGAUAUUGAAGAAAGUUAUAUUCUUGCCAGCUGUCAGACAUUAAAUUGUGUCUUGUCAUGUUCUGCAUCUGUUUCAUUUUCCAUUGAGAUACUAUUGAAGGUAUUUAAGACCGCUUUGUUUUGAGAGUUACAACUCUCAGUCUGAAUAUUCUUGACUCCAUUUGUGAUUCAACUAACUUCAUUUGAUUAUAAGUCCUUGAAGGUGGCCCUCUUAAAAGGCUCAAUAACACUAUAUCAGCUGCAUAUCACAUAUUCAGAUGGGUAAUGCCACCACUCAACACAUAAACUUAUGUAUCACUAUAUGUUGUCUAUACUCUGUAAUCCAUGAUCUCAGUUUAUAGACGAUGACAGCCAGGGCCGGCCAAGACAUUGUGCUGCCUAGAUCCAAGUAUGAAAUGCGCCUCUUCCCCCCAACAAAAUCCCAACAACAAACCCCCAACAUAUAUGCUUCUGCAAUGGUAAUGUCUCUAUGCUGGGGAUGUAGUGUGUCUGUGUGUGUGCUGGGGAUGAAGUGUGUGUCUGUGUGUGUGCUGGGGAUGUAGUAUAUGUCUGUGUGUGCUGGGGAUGUAGCGUGUGUCUGUGUAUGCUGGGCAUGUAGCUUGUCUGUGUGUGCACUGCAGCCAAAUACACUUACCUAUACACUGUGUCUGUGUACUUAGCAUGUGUGUCAGUGUUUGUAUCUGUUUGUCUAUAUAUCUGCAUGUGUGGCAGUGUUUGUGUGUCUGUAUAUCUGCAUGUGUAUCAAUGUAUCUGUGCAACUGUAUGUGUGUCAGUAUAUGUAUCAAAAACUGACACACAUGUAGAUACUGACACACAUACAGAUGUACAGACACACUGAUAUGCCUGCAGAUACAGACAUACACACAGACACAUACAGACACUAACACUUACAGAUACACACACUGCCACACACACUGAUACACAUUACACACAUACAGUAUACACAAACUACACAUACACAGAUACACACUACACACACUACACACACAAACACACACACACACAAUACACACACUACACAUACACAGAGACACACUUCUAAACACACACUACAAACAUUACAAACAUACAAACACACAGAUACCCACACUACAUACAGAUAGCCACACUACACAGAUACACAUACAGAUACACACACGACACAGAUAAACACACAUUACAAUCAUACAAACAGAUACACACACUACACAUACACAGAUACACACAUACAAACACACAUACAGAUACACAAACUACACAGAUAUCCACACUACAUACAGAUACACACACACACACACUACACAUACACAAACACACAGACACCCACACUACAUACAGUUACACCCACAUUACACACAUACAAACAGAUACACACACACAAACACACAGACACCCACACUACAUACAGUUACACCCACAUUACACACAUACAAACAGAUACACACACACACACACACAAACAAACACACACAUAUAAAAAAAUUAAGCCACCCAACAGGUUCUUACCUUCUGCUGGCUGUGGCUAGUGUAAAUUGGGGGCCUGCUCUGCCAAUCCGGCCCCAUCCUCACUGCUCCCUCCUCCUCUUACACUGUCACUUCCUCCCAGCUCUCCAUGUGAAUAGGAAGGGGCCAGGUCACGCUGUUAAAGCGCCACAGUGCACGACCGGGCCCCUCAUUGCACAUGUCCAUCAGUUGGCCCUAAGGCUUAUUUCACAAAACAUUAUGUCCAGGAAAAUAGCUCAAGGAAUCUUGGAUUAUUCCAUACUACUCUGGAUAUUAGAGGGCAGUAAAUCAUUGGAUGAUUUGAAUGAAAGUUACACUUAAGUAAGAUACCAAAGUUGAGACUAGAAAUGUAGAAAGUAAAUGGCAGCCUAAUCCCUCUGAGGAAUACUAGAUAUGAGCCUCAAUCAAUAAGGAUGUUUAACAAUUAGCUUUAUUCCAAAGUGAAAAACAGCAGUGAGGGCUUUCAGGGGGAGGAACAAGCCAGAUGUGACAUUCCUUUAUGUGCUUUAUUGAGUGGGCAGCGAUCAUUAGCAGCGGUGUGCUGAGAGUAGUGUGGGGAGUACCUUUCUAAGUCUUGCUAGUAUAGUACAACCAAGCAGGAUUGCUCAUUGGAAUAUAUAUUUGUGCAGUCUUUUAACAGGAAUCCCAAUAAGUGAUCUGUGAGAGGAGGAGUGAGAACAUGAUGUAACAUAAUAUCUCGCCCAUCUCUCAUCUCACAUACUAACUUCUUCUGGAACAACACUGAAGAGACCAGGUGGAGUGCAAUGCAUUUCUCUGCUGCGGUCAAGAGUCCAGAUUGGAGGAGAGGAUAUAGGGAGAUACUAAUUGUGCCAGGGAAAUUGAGUAAUACACAACUGUAAUAUAGUGAUGGAAAGAUACCUGAGAUGCUGAGCUACACAGAGAUACUGUUAGAGUAAAAAAAGGAAAUGAAUGUGGAUAAAAUGGGGCAGGCAGAGUUAAGUGAGCGUUAAGAGGCACAAGUGAGAGAAAGACACAGACAUAAGAGAGCAGUUAGGUGCAGCCUAAUACUGAAACACCCAGUACAAAUAUUUUGGACAUAUAAUGAAUAAAACUUAUUUGUCAAGUCAUCAAAAAUGAGGGUGAGCUUUGGGUGUCAUUAAAACAUGGAGCGCCUUAAUGUUCAAGUGCACCCAAUUCCUUGUUUGUGCAAACACCACUUAUAUAUGAUACAUACUUGUGAAUAAAGCAGCCACAUCUCUUCCAGUUGAGAACUUCACACUCAGAAAUAUUGCACAUAACAAGAAAGAGCGAUAGAAAAAACAUGGUCUUAAAUAUACAACAAACUAGUAUUAAUCAUGUUUCUGUUUAGCCUUAACCACACCUCGCCUGACUGUGACUGCAUGAAAACAGUGGUUUUAUUUUUAAUCAGAUGCUCACUUGCUUUGGAAGUUUUUAUUUCCUGUUUUCUAAACUGAACUUUAAUCACUCCACCUGUUGGGUCUAAAAGGCUAUUAACAGAGCAGGAGAUAAUACAUUCUAGAUUAAACAGACUGUGCAGUAAAGGAACCUAAUUUAUAUAGGUUCAUUUUCAGGAAGUGUUUAGGAAAGCUGUGCAAGCCACAUGCAGGGAGAUGUGAAUAGGGCUGUGUAAAUAAAAUGGCAGAGGAUUGAGCAGUGAGAUUGCAGUGCUCUGAUCUAUGUACCAAAAAAGUAGUUUUGGUGCCUAUAGUGUCUCUUUAAUAUUAAUUUAGUGUGAUUUGAAGCUAUUACAUGUUUAAUUAGAAUUAUAUUUAUUUACUUAGAUAUAUGAGAUGCAUUCACUUUUUAAUGUGCCAAAAACAUAAUCUUCGCAAUCCUUGUUGUAUCUUGUGCACAUGACUCUUCAGCUGGAAAGUGGAAAGUAUCAAUCCUUACCAGUGACAUUCCUUCUGCUGGAACUACGUCUCAGGUCUACAUAACAUUUUAUGGACAUCUGAAAGCUUCGGAGCCGGUAUUCCUAUAUAGUAAUGAAGACGAUGCAUUCCAGAGUGGUCAUGAAGAUACCUUUCAGGUGGGUAAAUGUUGUGAUAUUUACAUAUAGGGAAUCAUAUACAUAGGAUAAAUGUUAUCUAAUUUGUAUGCACGACAUCCAGUAGGAGAUAUGAUCUCAUAAUACCUGUUUUCAGUGUGCUCAGCUCACAAUUAAUUGCUACAAAUUAUUGUAUUCAUUAAAAUAAUAAAAUAAUUAACACCAAAAAUAAUGUUUUUUAAUGUAUUUAAACUCUGUCAUAAAACAUUUUACUGUCUCAUUUUAUUGUCAAUUGUUAAAGGAGCUCUCUAAGCACCAUAACCUCCUGUAGCUCCUGGCACUCUCCCUCGGUUAAAUAUAAAACUUUAAAAUCAGUGUGAUAUAGCCGAAGUGUCCCUCCAUUAACCUCCUCCACUGCUUUUCACUAAAUCUUGAUGACAUGGAUCGUCAGAGUGCUGCGCUAACAUGUCAUCAGCACUCUCAGCCAAUCAAUAUCAUCCAUUUCAGACAAAAUGGACAUUUUUAAUGUGGAAAUGUUAGCUGGGCAUUAUCAAAUUGAUCAAGGUGAGGAAGUUAUAUAUUAGUGUUCUGUGGUCAGGCUACCAGCAGAUGGCAGCAUUAUGAAAACUGGUGUCCAAAUGUUCUAUUUGUAUGUGAUACUCCUUUGUAUUAUUAGAUACCCUAUUUGUUCUUGUUGUUCUGUGUAGUAAAGUAAAUAAAUAAGUUAGCUUCUGCCUGUCAGUGUAUGAGUUAAACAAUAUAAUAAACCAGUUUCAAAGUAUUGAUUAUGUCCAUGUGACCUCAUUGCUCAAUUCUCUGCCAUUUAGGAGUUAAAUCACUUUGUUUAUACAGCCCUAGUCACACCUCCCUCCAUGUGACUUGUACAGCCUUCCUAAAUACUUCCUGUAAAGAGAGAUCUGAUGUUUAAACUUCCUUUAUUGCACAUCCUAGGAUUUUUUUAGAUGUCUUAUCUCCUGCAAUGUUAGUAGCUUGCUAGACCCUGCAGGAGCCUCAUGUGUGUUCAAUUUACAGAGCAGUAAAUACAACUUCUAAAGUAAGUUAAGUCCUUAUUGAAAAUUAAUAAUUUUUUUAUGCAGGCUGUGACAGUCACAGCCAGGAAAGAUGUUGCCAGGGCUACAUAAACAGAAACAAAAGUGAUUUAACGUCUAAAUGGCAGAGAAUUGAACAGUGAUAUCACAGGGCCAUAAUCCAUACACUAAAAAUGCCUCAUUGAGCUAAAGAAGUCGUGAUGCCUAUAAUAUCAAACCAUCCUGAAACUGUAUGUCAUGAAACCAAACUAUAGCAAAAGGAGGCUCUCUGCACACAAACUAGUAGAACAAAAAAUAUUCCAAAUAAUAUUAAGUAAUACAUGGACUAAUUUGAUGAAAUAUGUUUGUUUGUUUAUAAUUAGAUUAACAUUGGAGAUAUUGGAGAAAUUUAUAAAAUACGUGUUGGACAUGAUAAUUCUGGAGAAUCUCCUUCCUGGCACUGUGAAGCGGUAAAGUUACUUCUCAGUAUCCAAAUGAAAAAUCAUAUUAUGCAGAAUAUACUUUGUAAAAAAUUUCAAUAAAACUAUCUUUAAAAAAUUAUUAAAGUCAUCAAAUUGUAUAAAGCACUGCAAAUAUUAAUUCUCUCAUCAAAUAAAAGUUAACAUUUCAUUGUGAUAAUUUAAAACCCAUAAUAUGUUACAGCUUAAUAAAUACAUAGCAAAAAUACCAGCAUUACUUGGCUCCUAGAGUAAAUAUAGCCUUGCUGGGUUAGAAAAGAGUUUAACAUACCUCCUGUGAUAUCCUUGAACAUUUGAAUCUAAGCUAAAUGCAGAUAGCUUCUGGCUCUCAUAGAGAAGGUAACUAGUGUACAGCAGACCUCAGGUAAGUUGUCAAACCGUUACCUUUAGAAACUGGUUUGACUAGUUACAUUGGGGAAUACAAAAACCAAGAGAUAAGUUAGCGCUAGAGUCCAUGUGCAAGAUACCUUAUAGUCGAAAGUUUAUUUCGCAUGAAAUAUAGAUUAAUUAUGCAUAAUGAAGCAGAAUAUUCAUGCAAUAUUAAAAUUUUUGGUCAAUUAAUUCCAUUACUCCAAGCUAAAGGGACACUUCAGGCACUCAGACCACUUCAGCUCAUUGAAGUAGUCUGGGUGCUGUGACUCUUUUACACUUAGUGCUACAAUGUAAAACAUUGCAGCUCUAAGUCUGCCCUCUGUGGAUGUCUAACAGACAGCCACUAGAGGGCUUCUGAAAUCCAAAUGGCCUUUUGGACCGUUAUCUGAUGCUGAAUGUUCUCACAGACCUCCAGCGUCAGAUUUUCCCCAUAGGAAAGCAUUGAAUAAUGCUUUUCUAUGGGGAGGUCUAAUGCGUGCGCGGCCAUUGCUGCACAUGCGCAUUUGAUCUCCCACGCUGGCUGACGUCGGCUGACGUGGGGGGAGCCAGACCCAGCACGGAGGGAUAUCGGCACUGGAUUCAGGUAAGUGGCUGAAGGGGAGGACAAGGGAGGGGGGCACUCCAGGAGCCUAUAGUGCCAGGAAAACGUUCCUGGUACUAUAGGAUCCCAUUCAUUGAACUUGUACUUUUUUCAUACCAAACGUUAUAAAAUAAACAUACAGUGAGGGAAAAAAGUAUUUGAUGCUCUGCUGAUUUUGUACAUUUGCCCACUGACAAAGAAAUGAUCAGUAUAUAAUUUUAAUGGUAGGUGUAUUUUAACAGUGAGAGACAGAAUAACAAAAAAAAAAAAUCCAGAAAAGCGCAUUUCAAAAAAGUUAUAAGUGGAUUUGCAUGUCAAUGAGUCAAAUAAGUAUUUGACCCCUUCGACUUAGUACUUGGUGGCAAAACCCUUGUUGGCAAUCAAAGAGGUCAGACGUUUCUUGUAGUUGGCCACCAUGUUUGCACACAUCUCAGGAGGGAUUUUGUCCCACUCCUCUUUGCAGAUUCUCUCCAAGUCUUUAAGGUUUCGAGUUUGACGUUUGGCAACUCUAACCUUCAGCUCCCUCCACAGAUUUUCUAUGGGGUUAAGGUCUGGAGACAGGCUAGGCCACUUCGGGAACUUAAUGUGCUACUUCUUGAGCUACUUCUUUUGUUGCCUUGGCUGUGUGUUUUGGGUCAUUGUCAUGAUGGAAUACCCAUCCACGACCCAUUUUCUAUGUCCUGGCUGAAGAAAGAAGGUUCUCACCCAAAAUCUAAUGGUACAUGGCCCUGUCCAUCGUCCCUUUGAUGCGGUGCAGUUGUCCUGUCCCCUUAGCAGAAAAACACCCCCAAAGCAUAUUGUUUCCACCUCCAUGUUUGAGGUUGAGGUUGGGGAUGGUGUUCUUGGGGUCAUAGGCAGCAUUCCUCCUCCUCCAAACAUGGCAAGUUGAGUUGAUGUCAAAGAUUUAGAUUUUGGUCUCAUCUGACCACAACACUUUCAUCCAGUUUUCCUCUGAAUCAUUCAGAUGUUCAUUGGCAAACUCCAGACAGGCCUGCACAUGUGCUUUCUUAAGCAAGAGGACAUUGCGGGCACUGCAGGAUUUCAAUCUUUCAUGGCGUAGUGUGUUACCAAUUGUUUUCUUGGUGACUAUGGUCCUGUCAGGUUACCUGUUAGUGUUGCCUCCGAGGAGGACAUCCUUUCUUCUUAGGGGCUCCCCUCCCCUAGCAUUUCGGCAAAUUCCGGCCGUUUUCGCGCCGGCCGUGCUAACUCCUCCCCCUUUUAUGACGCGACGGCUAGCGUCGACGUCAUGACGUCAUCAUUAACGUGAAGUGCUGGGAACCGCAAUUCCGGACCUUUUGGGGGCGUGGUCUCAAUUAAGGUGACAGGGUAUUUAAGGGAACUUUUACUACUGCUCAUUGCCCUGUCGUGGUUCUAGCUUGCUAGUCACUCAGCGCGUUCUCUCUCUUAGUGUUUUCGGUUUUGACCUUGCUUGUACCUUUGUCCUGUUGUCCUCUCCUCUCCUUUGACCCGGCUUGUCCCUCGCUUACCUGUCCUCCGGCUCCCUCGACCUCGGCUUACCUUUUGACUAUUCUUGUUUUGUCCAUACGUUAGUCCGGCCAUUCUAAGGUCCGGUAUACGUACCUCCUUCUGUCCGCACUCUGCGUAUUGGAUCCCUGUCUCUAUCCUGACAGGUCCCAGCUGUCUUGAGUUCAUUAACAAGAUGCCAGCGAAGUUCUGAGCUGAUUCCUUACAGCUGAUCAUUAAACUCAACGAGGUGAGAUCUUGCAUGGAGCACCAGACCGAGGGAGACUGACAGUUAUUUUUUGUUUCUUCCAUUUGCAAAUAAGCACACCAAGCUGCUUGGCGAUGGUCUUGUAGCCCAUUCCAGCCUUGUGUAGGUCUACAAUCUUGUCCCUGGCAUCCUUGAACAGCUCUUUGAUCUUGGCCAUGGUGGAGAGUUUGGAAUCUGAUUGAUUGCUUCUGUGGACAGGUGCCUUUUAUACAGGUAACAAGUUGAGAUUAGGAGCACUCCCUUUAAGAGAGUGUUCCUAAUCUCAGAUUGUUACCUGUCUAAAAGACACCUGGGCACCAGAAAUCUUGCUGAUUGAUAGGGGAUCAAAUACUUAUUUCACUCAUUGACAUGUAAAUCAAUUUGUAACUUUUUUGACAUGAGGUUUUUUGUUUCUUUUUUUUUUUUUUUUUUGUUAUUUUGUCUCUCACUGUUAAAAUACACCUACCAUUAAAAUUAUAGAAUGAUCAUUUCUUUGUCAGUGGGCGAACAUUCAAAAUCAGCUGGGGAUCAAAUACUUUUUUCCCUCACUGUACAAAGUUCAGAAGUUGUUCUCCAAACAUGAACGAUUAAACUCUUGAACUGGAGAUAGCUCACCUUAUAAUUUCAUCACUUCAACAAUACAAUGCAGUUAGCUCCUGCUUUGUAAUGUUCUGCAGAGGGAAUAUAAUAAAUUUAAAGGUUACUCCAACAAAAACUGUUUUCAUAAAACAAACACAGGUUUUGGUUGUAGCAAACCCUUCUAUGCUGAUCUUCCCAAAUGCCCCCCAAAAAGGCUUAAACUUACUUUUUUUCAUUCAGUUUUCACUCACCCUACUCCUCCUAGCAGGGAGGACGGUCUGAGGGAGGUCAGUCAAUGUUGCAGAGAAUUGAAAUUAGCCAGGCUGGGAUUUUGUUCUUGGCUGGCUAAUAAGACUGCCAUAGGUGGAGUCACACCUCUGGCAGCAAAGGGGUUAAUCUCUAUAUGUGCAGCAUUUCAAACCUAAACACUGCCCAUACAGGCACCAAAACCAAAACUUCAAAUGCAGGGAUGCAGGGGAACGAAAUUUGUGUGGCCUGGCUGACUAGAAAAUAGUAAAGCUAAAUCUGCACAAUGUGCAAUUGCUCUUGCUGCUUCUGUCUCUUUAAUAGUGUGGCAUGUCCCCACACACCUGUCCCAGGUGGCAUACCAGAGGCUUCUGCCUGCUAAUAUGAUGGAAAAGAGAGGACUGAAUAAGUGAGUACUGAGGAGAAAGGAUUCAGAGCUAGUGAUUAGUGGGAGAGAGGAUUGGAGUGAUGGACUGAUAGAUUUGAGGAAUGAAAGUGAGAGAUUAGCACAGGGUAUGUGUAUUCUUAUAAAGGUAUUAGGCAUCACUUCCACCAGAUACAAGACACUUGGGAGGUAUGACUGGUUUAGUGCUUUAUGUCUAUAAGAUUCUAUAAUUGGGCCCAUUGUACUUAUCAGCACUACGCCCAAUAAGAUCCUAAUCCAGCCCUGCUAAUGGUAUAACAUAAUCAGUUCGGAUUUAACUUUUCAACUAAUUUGAAAAACUUAUUAUAUAUAAAUCCACCCAGGGGGGUUUGUGUUACAAAUAAGUGUCUGAGUUUGUAUGACAUCCUAACAGUGUGAUCAUCCCCCUUGCAACAAAAAAUCAAGGUCACAAUAGCGAAUAGUCUCAUAAUGUUGUAAUGCCAUGUGGCUACUAAAUUAUGUCAGUGUAGCUGGAAAAAUUGUUUAUAACAUUUGAUUAUCUAAUUUGUACGUUACUGAGUAGCAGACUUGUAGAACAGAGAAACAAAAUCAGCAAGUAGGUGGUCUACGGCCAAUAAAAAUUACUCUACUGAUGAGAUAACCACACAAUCUCAGAAAGGAAAUUAAAACCGCAGAUUACAUUUAAGUGUGAAAUGACCAUCUUCACUAUUAGUUGCUAUUACAAGCAUGUGACAUUCUUAACAACCUUUUAUUGCAAUAGGUACAUCUGUUGAAUAUUUUUUCCAAUGAGCAAUUCUCCAUUGAUGUCAACCGCUGGCUCGCCCAGGAUCAAGAUGACAAAGAGAUCUGCAGAGAGCUUCCAGUGUCCCGACAAGGUCACACAAAACUUCCAGGUGUGUGAAUGAGUGUCUCUGAAUUAUAAUAAGAGAGGAUUCUCACAAUCCAUGAGCCCAUUUUCUUAUUUGCUGACUGAUAGUAUUCAUUCCAUGCUUUCCUUAGAACUUUAUGCAUUGAAAAUAUUUGUAGCAUCAGCAAAGUAACUUGAAAUUUAUUUUACAAAGGUGUUUUGAAAACAUAUUACAUGGAACAUGACUGAUGCAAUGUGAUUAUAGUAACUACCAUUCACUUUUAUGGACUCAAGAAGAAACAUGGUUUAUCUUAAAAGCAGCAGACUGUACAGUUACCCAGAAAACACAACUAUGUUAACAAUAUUCCAGCUUUUUAUGCUUUCCUUUUGAGAUGCUUCUAAGUGAUACACAGUCGGAUUCAUCCCUAAAUAAAAAUAACUCUCUCCACUGCAUCUUUUCUAUGGAUGCUGAUGUGAUUAGACUAAGUUUAAAAUAAGAAGGCAUCCUGUCUACUUUUUAUAGCCAAGUUACAUUUUAACAUACAAUGCUGUGUUGUUGGGGAUUUUCCAUAUAAAAAUGCCAUCUCAUUGCAGUAAUUCGCUUGCCAAUGUAGUUUUGCUCUGUAGUGAAGUGUUUCAUGUUAAAAUAAACAAAAUUACAUUGCAUUUAAUUUAGUUUCAUUUCCAUGACAGUAUGGAGUCCAUUCACUAAAAAAGAGAGUUUUUGGUGGUUUAUCAUAUGAAAUUUUGAUGAAAAGAAAAUGUGAGGUUUUUCCAACUCAGUCAUUCUGACUUGUCUGUUUGUCGGUCAGUUCAUGUAUGUAUUUGUCUGUCUGUCUGUAUUCUGUAUAUAUAGUUUACUAAGCAGAUUAAUAAUGUCUGUUCUAAAGGUAUAUUUUGAAUGGGCAGAUUGUUGCAGCCAACUGUAGGAUAAUCUCUUCUCUUCCCCCAUUAAAUAACAGCCCUGAGAGCUUUAAGAUUGGAAGCUUUUAUGGUGCUUACCUUGAGGAAGGAGGAGAUAUGUGCUUUUAAUAGUACAAAUCUGGUUCCUUGCUGCUUCAGUGUUCAUUGCCUUCAGUAAGUAUCAGUGCUUGGAUUUCAAAGCACUAAGUUCAACAUUGUAACAUGGGCUGAUAGUUUUGGGCAUCCAAAUACAGAUAGGAUUAUCAGACAACCAAUACAGGGGCUAAACUUGGUAGUGGUCCUUGAUAGAUUAAAUAAAACAUCCUUGCCAUGUAAAACUGCAUUGGCGAAUACGUCAUUUUAUCUUUCUACCCACCACGGAGGGAUAUAAUAAUCAUUAUGUACUGCCCUAGGAGAUAUAAUUUGUCAAGGCAUUACUGAAAACUAGCCAUGGGCCUAGUCGGUAAAAUGCUAAACAGGAGUGGAGGUUGCACUCUGUCACUCACACAUAUCCCCCUGCCACCUUACAAUCUACUCUUAAUUGGUCACAGAGUGUGGAUCUAUAGGGUCACAUGGUGUGAGUUUACAAAUGAUCAAAAUAAGACCUGUAUAGUUGUUCCCCUGUUUUGAAUUGAGUUAUUUAUGUACAAGUUUGAUUAGAGCCAUUGUACUUUAAAUCAUGUAUAGAAGGAUAACAUUUUUGCUUAUGAAUAGUAUAGCUAUGUAUUUUUGUUAUCCUUAAAUGCAUUUUGUGAUUGUAGUUUUAGUCUACUCAUUUCAGCUGAUUAGAGAGCAAGAAGAAUAACCAUAGUUUUGAUAUUUUAGCAUCCUGCCAGCAAUAGGUACCCGCAGAAGAUAAUAUGCUCGGAAAUAGAAAAGUAAAUUUUUUAAAAGAAAUUAAUCCUCAAUUUAAUAAACUUUCCAAUGAAUUUAAUACUGUUUGAAAAAAAAAUUCCAAAUACUUUAUUAACAAAAAUUCUUUAAUGGUAACUUCUUUAAAAAAUAAAUAAAUCUGGAAUGGUUUUCUUUUGAUAUAAUAGUAUAUUUUUACAACAAUUCUACAACAUUCUCAUCUGCAUAAAGUUGGUGUUCUGCCCUAUUUGUUUGUAUGGAUAAACUUGCUGAACAUCGUUUUAAAUGCUAUACAGACACAAAAGUUAACAUAUGGCAAAUGGAUAGUUUUAUAACUCGCUCCUUUAUAUAUCCUGUUUCAGUAACAAUGUAUGAAAUCCGUGUGGUAACUGGAGAUUUGUGGAAUGCAGGAACUGACGCUAAUAUCUAUAUAUCAAUUCACGGGGAGCGUGGGGACACAGGUUCGAGGCAUUUGCUUAUGUCAAACAAACCCAACAAAUUUUUAAAAGGACAAGUAAGUUGAUAAACAACAUUGGUAGAUAAGGCAAAUACAUUUUAAACAACAACAUGUGUUCUUCUUUUUAUUUAUUGUUAAUGUAAUGACUGAAUUGAGAUUGUCCUAAUGCAAUUGAUAUGGCUUGGUACUGCGUAAUGUACAAUCAGCAUGUGUGAUAUAUCAGACAGCUCUUUGUGUAGAAUUACACCAUCGCACAGAAUUAUUAAAUACACUCAUACCAGGGACUGUUAUAAAAAGUGAAUAGGAUUUUGUUUUCCUUUAUUUGAAGUGUGCAUCAGACAGGAACAGGACUGAAAGAGCCACAGAUAAAGACAUCAAAACAUGACCGCCUUUAAAAUAAAAAAUCAACCCUACAACUCUCGUUGCCCCCACACUUACUCAUAAAGUAGUAGCCCCUCUUCAAUCAUAGUAGUCCAGUCAUUCCGACCAGACAUGCUAGAAUGAAGCUACUGAGACUCUAACUCUAACCAGUAAUAUUGUUCAUAAGACAGAUGUCUUUUAAUUUGCUAAGUACCACUAAUCAGAGAGGAAGAACCUUGUUUGCCAGCUCUCGGCUGUAGCUCUCUAAACUACAAGGGUAAAUUUCACAAUUAACGUGUUAAUGAAGGAGGUGUAUGCCUCUACUGGUUUUGGUAACAGCAACGUCACAGAGAAAGGUCAGUUGGUUUAUAAAGGAUAUUACUCAAAUUUAAUUUGUGUCAAAACCUUUUUUCACUUUGGGACACCCCCACCACUUGUGGAAGAAAGUUUCCAUGUUCUCGCAAAGAUAAAUAUGCAUAGGUGUGUAAUUUAAAAACUAUGUUGCUAUUAAUAUUGAUAUCUAUAUUAUUCUGCAAUGGUAUGUCUCCCAGAUAGGUCUAGCUGAAAGUGUUUUAAAAAAUUGGGCAGACAAGAUGGGCCGAAUGGUUCUUAUCUGCCGUCACAUUCUAUGUUUCUAUGUUAGCUUGAAACAAUAAAAAAGGUAAAAGAUAGAUCAUUUGGAUAACUCGGUUUAACAGCAAAUAAUCUAGUGAGAUUAAAAAAUAAGGAACCCAAGAAGACUAAGCAUAUACAUAAGGUAAGCCUCUUAUAUACCAAGUGUCGUACAAGCCAAAGUAUAAACAAGAGGGGAAAAAACACAACAUUGCAAAACAUGCUAGAGGUAUUAUAAAAAACAGCAGUAGGGCAAGCAAGGAAUGUGACUCAGGUGUCUUAAACACCUAAACAUUCGGUGGGAAUUUAGGAUAUAAAAACUCCAGAUUUCAGAGCUAGCAGUAUGUGUGAGCCUAACAAUACAACCCAAUUAGAAACAGAUUUUCUUUCUUUCAGUGAGACAUAGGUUUUACUUUAAUUUUGUAAAAUAUGGAAAAAAAACAUAACCAAAUGGGUUCCACAGAUUUUUCCCGUAGUGCUAGCGGAUAUCUAGCCAAUAACGUUCAGAAAAUGAUUUUAAUGACACGUAGGCAAUGCCAAUGACUAUAAAUAUCAAAUAAAUAUACACUGUGUAGGCUGUGCCUAAAUAUACCGGUAUAUAACAAUUUGUGUGAUGGAGAGUUGCAAAAUUAUUUUUUGCAAAAUCUGUUACCUUUGUAUUUUAAACCUGAAAAUGAUGCUAGAACACGUUAUAUUUCUCAAAAUCUUUUACAAUGAAUGAUAAUGAACCUUAAUGUAUCUUUUUAUACGGUACUUCAAACCUCACAAAAAAAUGUGGUCUGCUUAAUUUAAUGUCCUUCAAUUCCAAUGUUUUGGAAUCAAUAAGAAUAUUGAGAUAUCGUUUGAUUUAUGUUUUCUAGACUGACAUUUUCAUGCUGGAAGCUGUUCAUCUUGGGGAUUUACAUUCACUUGUCAUAGGCCAUGAUGGACUUGAACCAGGUAAUUAAUAGUAAAAUAAAAUGUAAUUAAGCUCACGAACCAUACAAUUUAUUUUCACAAGAAUGUAAAUAUAAUUUGGAGCAUUGAAAACUUGAUUUUACAACGAAACAUAAAUCUCAUAUUAGAAAAGGCAAUGAUGUUUGGUUCUUAGUGUGAUAGGAAACCUAAAAAUAAAGCAUUUUCUGUUUAAAAAUAACAUAACAAAUAAAAAACACAUUUCAUUUGUAAGUUAUUAAGAUAAAAGUUACGCUAAUUCAUAUUAUAAAAAAAGUAACCUUGUCAAACAUCACUAAAUAGCAAAUUUUGGGAUUGUUUUCAUGCUUCUCACUAUCAUUUUCCAUCAUCAGUAAGAAAUGGGAGGUGCAAUUAUCCCCACUUAACAGCAACUUCCAUGCUCUAUAAUUGAACAUUUACUAACAACUACAUUGUGGAUGCCAAAAGUAUUUUUGUUUCCUAUUAUUAUAAAUGGUAGCCAUUAAAGCUGCUCUGUCGCCCCCUUGAAAAAUAAGUAUUUUAUAAAGAUAUAAUCUUUAUGAAAUACUCAUAUUGAUUGUGUUGAUAUUUCACUCAAAUUCCAACCCAAGAGAUAUACUGAGACAAAUAAGGGACUACAUUGUCUCUGUAUAUUUGCUCUGCCUGACUCUUCUAGACACUCAGCAGAGCUACCACCAUCUAGAAGUGUCAAUCCCCCAAUCAUCACCAAUGACAGCUGCAGGGAAAUGGCUCUGUUUAAUGAGGAUCCAAAGGUCUUGCUGGACCCACCAUAGACCUAAAUGCUGUACUUUCGCGCAUGAGCUAGAGUACAGCAGCCAGCGGCGUACAUACCGCAGUCACAGGGGUCGCAGCUGCAACCGGGCCCGGCACUCCAGGGGGCCCGGCUGCCCUGCGGACCCCAGCGAUCGGGUACCAGGCCUGCUGCCACAUUUUGCGGCCGCGGCCCACACUGCAAACCACCAGGGCCGCACAUGGAGGGGUCCAUCGGGUGGCCCAUGCUGUCAGGGCCACCUGAUGGCUAUGGAUUGUGAGGGGGCCCGGUCGCGUUCUUAAAGUGCCCAGCCCUGACCGGGCCCCCUUGUGAUUACAUCAUAGAGCUGGGAGGAAGUGACUGCCCGGUCACUCCUCCCAGCUUACUGAGAGCCCGCGUGGGAGGAAGGAGGAGGAGGAGGAGGAGGGAGUCAGAGUGGGAACUUCCAGAGAUAAUACCUCUGCUCUGAAGAUUCAGCAGGACUUGGUUGCUUGGGAGUGCUGGGUGUUAAUGCUGUUUUAAGGGGCCCAGUCUCUGCUCUGAAGAUUCAGCAGGACUUGGUUGCUUAAGAAAGCAUAAUAAAUGGGGAUGUUGUGUAUGCACCUGCAUCGCAAACCCACCUUAAUAAACUUAAUACGCUAUAUAAUUAAUUCUGCCACUUUGUACUAAUUACUUUACCCACCACUGUGACAUAUUAAAAGAGCUAAACUGGCUAUUGCUGGAAUCCCGGUACACUCUUCAUCUUUCCAGUCUUGUGCAUAAGAGCAUUUCUGGGAAGCUCCCACCCUACCUGAGUAGAAUGCUCUCUUCAGCUGUUCCCACCUCUUAUAAACUCAGAUCCAGUACGAGCACGAUAUUUAGCAUACCGCAAUACAAAAAUAAAGUGGCUCGAUCCUCCUUUUCCUACAGAGCACCGCAAUUAUGGAAUAACCUCAGGAACACAGUCAAAUCUUCAUUCAAUCUAAAAUCUUUUAAGAGAUCUAUGGCAACAUACCCCAGCACAGAAUGCUCCUAUCAUGGUUGAAUAUAUUUAUUACCCGUUAUGUGUUAAAUGUAUAUAUGUGUGUAUGUGUGUGUGUAUAUAUAUUUUUUAUAGUUUUCAUAUAGUUUGCAUAUUGUAUUUUUGUAAUAUUGUAUCCUAUUGGAACAAUGCAAUGUUUUGUGGACCGAGGAAAUACUUGAAAACUAGAGAAAUCUCUAUGUAUCCAUCUUGGUAACAUAUUUUAUAAAUAAAAUUAAAUAAAUAUGUGAGCAGCACAUACAUAUCUUGUUUCAAAGGCGAUAAUUAUAAUUAACAUUAAUUAACAAUUUUUACUUUUCUAUGUUUAGGAAAUGGUUGGUACUUGGAGAAAGUUAUCGUUCUUGAUCCAGUAAAAGAUAGAGAAUACAUCUUCUUCUGUUACAGGUUUGUCAUAAUAAAAUGGGAUUAAUAAUGUGCAUUUUAUGUUGAAUAGACCAGUAUUUAUUUAGAAAAGCAUGGUAGAAAAAAAGCUAGGUCUUCAGUUGUUUUUCAACUUCAUCUUCCAAGAUCACCAACCUGCAUUUUGCUGUAAAAAUGCUCUCUAACAAUGGGAGUUGUAGUUUAACAGAUGGCAGUGGGGUUACAAAAUUUAUGAUAUUGUCAGGCAAUGUACACCAUAAAAGCAAUUUUCUUGUAAACUUUUCAUUAAAAGAAUGCUUUUCAAAUAGAUCUUCCACACUCUUUUCAACUGAGUAAGCGGCUAAUGAAAUUUUACUAAGGAUGGUGUUCCACACUUCGGGUUUUAUAAUAUGAAAAUUAGUUGUAGAUCGGAAGAUUUAUAAUCUGGCAUAUAACAUAAUUUGCUCAGUUCCUUGACAUAAAAGAUCCAUGUGCCACUUUAAAAAGUGAAAUUAAAAUAUUGCAAAGAUGAAGGGAAUUUUCAAACAUGUUGGUGUAUAAUAUAAACAUAAGGCACAUUUCAAAAUAACACUCCCAGAAUGCAACAAAUAAUAUGGAAAUUACUAUAAACAGCGUGGACACAUUUUAGAAUUUUAGCUCACAUUAAGAUAAAGUGAGCCACUGUUCAUUUGUUUAUGAACAUUUCAUCAUUCUAGAGCUAUACAGUGCUUGCCUAUGAAAUAUGGCUGACAAGAUAUAGAUAUAUAUUAUUAAACCUUCCCACUGGUUUAAUUCUUAAUAAAAUGGUUACAUUUUAAAAUAUGCAUCAUCCAUACAGCAGUGUGCUAUAAACUACAUCUCUUAAUUUGAGGGUCUUUUCAUAUUUUGCCAUUUUCUUUUUCAAACAUGUAUGAGAAUACAACACAGAGGUCUAUUGAGGAUCAUGUAAUGUGCUCUGUAGACAAAAUGCAAAAAGAAGUCCAUUUCCAACCACCAUCACUAGUGACGCUGUUGAUGCCGAAAACUUUUCCUUCUGUCAAAAACCUUGUCUUAAGAAAAUUUUAAAAAGUGUUGGCAUUGAUAUUCCAGUGCAAUCAAUAUAAUGUUUCUACAUAAUUCUAUAUUUAUUGAAAGCUAAAAAGUCAUAUGUCCACGCCACUUUAACAAUCAUGAUUGCAAAAUAUGGAAAUGGCCACAAACAACACUGAAUAAAAAAUAGUAAUAUAGCAUACACUUCCAUUAACUAAUACCUGUCAAUAUAUGCAUUAUAAAUAGAAAUAGCACAUAUGUCUUGAUUGGGCUGCUAGGUUGCCAAUGGAAAUGUUGGGCCCUCAGUAGUCUACAGAAGGGUUCUCCAAACUCUGGUCCUCAAGAUGUUGCUGUACUACAACUUUCAUACUUUAUUGCAUGAAAUUGAUACCCAGAGACUCAUGGUAGUUGUAGUUCCGCAACAUCUGGCGAGCCAGAGUUUGGAGAACUGGAAUGCCAGUGGCUGAAAACUGCGACAUAGCCAGUAUCAAUACCUGAUAAGUACCUACAGUGGAGAAUAAUAUUUAAUAAAAUAUAUUUGAAAAGAAUAAUAAAUGUCUGUCCAAGAGAUUUGUCAAUAUAAACUGCUAAUAAAGUGGUGCAAAAAGCCAUCAUACUCUGCAUAAAAGUCUACUGCGGCAGGCACAGUUCAUGUGAUUUAUGACCAGUACUUAUAUUACCUUUACAAAGCUUAAACAGGCUUCAGGUAGUCGAGAAUUUCUGCUUAUAGUCCUAACUAUGGAAUUGAUUUAAUAUUUUUGGAUAAGCCGUAAAAAAUGUUUUUUGUUUUUUUUUAAUAUUAAGAUAUAGCAUAUAUAUAAAAAAAUACGCAAUAUACAAUAUGUAUAUAUAUAUAUUUCCUGGCCAUAUCCAUGGCAGCACAACAUUGGGUAGCUCCUCCCUAUCCCCAUUGGACAGGAAUAAUUAUUAAGCCGUAUAAGUACCACCUCCUACCCUUCCUUCCCCAGUCUUUUUUUCCUGUCCUAUCCCUAGGACAUGUCGGUCUUUUCAGACUAUUAGAUUUUCUUUAUGGCUUACCUGAGGAUUAGUUCCUCUAGCCCCUGGGGAGUUCACCCUCUCUCCCCUGGGAAGUCUCCAGUAUACGGCCCUGCGCAAAGGUGUCCCCCUGGAGAAAACCCCUUUAGUGACCGGGGGUUUUACCUUCCUGUAAUUCUUGCAAUAAUGCAAGUGGAAUAACAUGGAAUUAUGGCUGGUUUCCGGACUUGGAUUUUCUCCCCCCAGAAUCAAGGUAAUGACUCCAUGAAUUGGUUCCUACCUGUAAGAUUAUUCUUCUGAAGAUACAGAGGUAAUUGAAACUGUAAUCUCUCUGUGCUGGGGUUCCCCCUCAGAAGCUGCAGUGCCUGCACGGCGUUCGGGAGCUCCUGUGCGCCUGCGCGGCGUUCAGGAGUUCCAGGGCGCCUGCGUGGCGUUCGGGAAAUUUCUGUGCGCCUGCGCGGCGUUCGGGAGUCUCACGGGCGCCUGCACGGCGUUCGUGGGCUCCCGGACGCAUGCGCGGCGUUCGGUUGUUUCUGAGCGUUCGCGCGGCUUUGUUUGAAUAAGCGCGCGAACGCGAUUUACGAAUUAGCACGUUCGCGCGCAAAAUCCAUUCAUUUGGGCCGUUCGCGCGUUUUCUCGCUAAUUCGCGCAUGCGCGAUGACGUCAGAUACCCUUCUUAAAGCGCCAGACCUCUUUUUUCGGGGUAGGUUGAGUUUCUUCCUCCAGGAAAGUUUUUUCUGCACCAUUCUGUUGGUUCUUCGCCUUUCCAGGUUCCUUUUUCCUUCUCAAGCAUCGAAGUAAGUUUUUCUCCUAUUUUAUUUUUUAUAUAUAUUUCUUCUUGGUAUUAGUUUCGCUGUUCCAUCUAUUCCUUAUAGAUGGAUUCUCGCUCAGGAUCCAGGGAAUCGGAUUCUUCUCAUCACAAUAGGUCACAAUCUAAGCAAUAUAGGUAAGCCAUCCUUUUUAAAAAAAAAAAAAAAAGAGAGGUAAUGUACUAAUGAGCACGUUUGUUGUAUUUCAGUGCUAAAAGUACAAAGACUUCAGGAUCGUCCAAGGGGAAGUCGCCCAAAAGGACGCUGUGUAUAUCCUGUGAUAACAGAGCCAUAGAAGGGAAACGUCUCUGUUCAGAUUGUCUCUCAGCAGCUGCUGGCCCUUCUCAUUCAACACCGGACUUUAUGCAGCUUAUCAAGCAUGCAGUUGCCCAGGGCAUAAGAGAGGGUGGUAAGACCCACAAGCGACCUAGAUAUUCUGAGCCCUCAGAUUUAUCUCCAGGAAACUCUGAAGAAGAGUUAAUGGAUUCAGCUUCUCUGAGAGACCUAGCUUUUUCCUCGGAGGAGGAUGCUAUCCCUGAUCCUGACUUCCUGGUACCUGCGGAGGUGGAUCAUUUAAUUGCCCGGGUCAGAGAAACCCUUACCUUGAAAGAACCCUCAGAGGAGGAACCAUCUACAUCUAACCGCUAUUUCUCUGAUCUUAGAAGAAAAAGAGCGGCUUUCCCUGUGCAUGCCACAAUUAGUGACCUUAUUAAAGAAGAAUGGUCCAGGUCUGACCGGAGAUCAUCUGCAAAAGGGAAGUUCUCCAGAUUAUAUCCGUUUCAUUCCAAAGAUGCUGAAACAUGGGAUUUUCCACCUAAAGUUGAUGCUGCAGUGGUCAGACUAGCCAAGCACACUACCCUUCCUGUAGACGAUGCAGGUUCCUUCAGGGAUCCUAUGGAUCGUAAGAUGGAAUACUACCUUUCCAAAUCCUAUGUAGCCUCAGGCACGAGUCUCCACCCUGCCGUUGCUCUCACGUCAGUUACAAGAGCUAUGAAGGUUUGGAUACAGGAACUGGAAGGGGACAUCAGGAGUGGCAGAAGCCGUUCUUCCAUUGUGGAGGACCUAAGAGAUAUGCGUCUAGCAAUUGAUUUUUCAUCAGAAGCUGCAGUGGAUCUGGUAAGGAGCCUUGCUAGAAAUAUGUCCUUCUCGAUUUCCUCUAGGCGAGCUCUUUGGCUCAGAUCUUGGGCAGCCGAUGCUUCCUCCAAGAAUAGUUUGUGUUCUUUGCCAUUUCACGGGAGUAUGUUAUUCGGCAAGAAUUUGGACGAAUGCAUUAAGAGGGCGGCUGAAGGGAAUAAAGCCUUUUUACCUCAGGAGAGAAAGUAUAAAGGAUCCUUUCGUGCCCGGAAAGAGUAUCAUUCCUUUCGUGACAGUAGGUCCUACAAGCCGGGCAGAGAAUAUUCCAGAUUUCAACCUGGGAGAGGAGCCCCAGCUGGAAACAAAGGAGGCAAGUCACGCGGUUCAUCUUCCUAUAAAAACUAGAGGAAUCUAUGACUAUAUAAUUCCCAAAUCCGAAGGUGUCGGGGCUUGUCUUCUCCAAUAUCUACCGAUAUGGGAAGCAUCCACAAGCGACAGUUGGGUACUGGAUAUCAUUCAGAGAGGUUACUUGAUAGAAUUUCUCGAGCAUCCUCCAAGCAGGUCCUUUCACCUCACAAAGUGGCCAGGGGACAAGGAAAAGUGCAUGGCCCUACAAGACUUCAUCCUUUCCUUGCAGAAGGAGAAGGUUAUCACCAAAGUGCCAGCCGGCGAGAGAACUCAAGGGUUUUACUCCCACAUCUUCCUAACGAAGAAAUCCUCAGGGGGAUGGAGACCCAUUCUGGAUCUACACAGGCUAAACAAGCAUCUGCACAUUCGCAGGUUCAAAAUGGAAUCCUUACAAUCUAUAAUAAAAGUAGUGUCUCCCAACCAAUGGAUGCUGUCCAUAGAUCUGUUAGAUGCGUAUUUUCACAUACCCAUCGCCCAAACUCAUCAAAAGUUUCUGAGGUUUGCUGUGGAAGAAGGUCACUUCCAGUUCAGGGCCCUCCCCUUUGGACUGAGCACAGCUCCGAGGACAUUUACAAAGGUCCUGAUUGUUCUCAUUGCAGAACUCCGAAAACAGAACAUUGCGAUUUACCAUUAUUUGGACGACAUCUUGAUCUUAGGAAACAACGUAGAUUCUCUGACAUCCCAUGCUAUUACCAGCAUUCAGUUUCUGCAAGCUCACGGCUGGAAGAUCAACACCAAGAAGAGCCACCUCCACCCAACGCAAUCUAUGGUUUACUUAGGAGCUCACUUCGACACUCUAAAGGGCACUGUCCAACUUUCAUCAGCAAGAAUACAGAAACUCAAGAUGUUAUUGAGAAGAAUGCUGAUAUCCAGGGUGGCCCCGGCAAAGGCCAUAAUGAGCCUCCUGGGUUCCAUGUCCUCCACAAUAGGACUGACCAGAUGGGCACAGUGGAGAAUGAGACCAUUCCAAGCCAAUUUCCUGAGACAGUUCUCCUCCGGGAACCUGCACCAACCCAUCAAACUUUCCCUGAAUGUACGCCAUUCUCUAAUCUGGUGGUUAAACAGGGAGCACCUAUCAAAGGGUUUUCCACUAGGAGAUAUCGCGUGGAUAACUGUGACAACGGAUGCCAGCCAAUGGGGAUGGGGCGCUCAUUGUCUCCACGACUUUGCGCAGGAAGAAUGGAGUUUCAGGGCAAACAAUGUUCAUUCCAAUUGCCUAGAGCUUCUGGCUGUCCUCAAAGCAUUGAAACACUUCUCGAAUCAUCUCAAGGGGCAAUGGGUGAAGAUAAGGACGGACAACUCCACUGUGGUAUCCUAUGUCAAUCACCAAGGGGGUACCAGGAGCUGCAAGAUGAUGGAAAUCAUGAAUCACCUGAUGUGGUGGACUCAGAGAAACCUGGCGGGCCUUACUGCCAUCCAUCUACCAGGGAAACGGAAUCAUCUGGCGGAUUUUCUCAGCAGAUCCAGGAUAGAUCCGGGGGAAUGGUGCCUCUCGGACAGAGUAUUCCACUUGAUUGUGGACAAAUGGGGUCUCCCUCAAGUAGACCUUCUAGCCACUCGGGCCAACAGGAAAGUAGAGCUUUUCUUCACGAAAGAAGACGACCACCUAGCACUGGGGAGGGAUGCUUUAUCAAGCCCCUGGAGGUUCAGGAUGGGCUAUGCUUUUCCCCCAUUUCCACUAAUUCUCCCGCUCCUGAGGAAGAUGAGAACAGAGCAGGUGUCUCUCAUCCUGAUUGCGCCUUAUUGGCCUCGAAGACCCUGGUUUCCUCUGCUUCAAAGUCUUUUGGUGGAACCUCCUCUCCCACUCCCCAGAACUCCGGAUCUUCUGUUCCAAGGUCCUGUGUUUCAUCCAAAUCCGGUCUCUCUCAAUCUCAUGGCUUGGAGACUGAAAGGAACCGGCUUUUGAGUAAAGGAUUCUCCCAGGACGUUAUAGGCACUAUGCUGAAGGCACGUAAGCAUUCCACUUCGGCCACUUAUUAUAGAGUGUGGGAAGUUUUCUCUGACUGGGCCCUUCACAGGAACAUUAAUAUUCAAGAUCCUUCCUCCUCUAAUAUUUUGGAGUUUCUGCAGUCUGGGCUUGCUAAAGGGCUGAGCUAUAACACUCUCAAGGUGCACGUCUCAGCCUUGUCCGCUCUAACCAAUCAUCGAUGGGCACUGGACGCGGAUGUCAUCAGAUUCAUCAAAGGAGUCCUUCAGAUAAAACCUCCUAUUAAACCAUUUGUUCCAUCUUGGAAUCUCCCUUUGGUCUUGAAUGCCUUAAAGUUGGAACCUUUUGAACCAUUUGAGACAGUUCCUCUUCAUGCUCUCUCUAUUAAGACUGCUUUGCUGAUUGCCCUAGCUUCCGGCAGGAGGGUUUCUGAGCUCCACGCUCUAUCCAUUAAGGAGCCUUUUACGGUCUUUCACAAAGACAGAGUUGUCCUCCGUACGGUUCCCGAAUUUCGACCUAAAGUCACCUCCUCCUUUCACAUCAACGAGGAUAUUGUUCUUCCAUCUCUGAGGUCUGACUCCCUAGAAAUGGAGAAUGCUACUAACCUAUCUUCUCUGGAUCUAGUAAGAUGCCUCCAGAUAUAUAUUAAUAGGACUUCUGCUUGGCGUACUUCUCACAGUCUUUUCGUCCUUCAUGGCGGCUGUAAAAAGGGCUCACAAGCUCCCAAAUCUACCAUUAGCAGGUGGAUAGUAGCAGCUAUUAUUCUGGCUUAUCAAUCUGCUGGAUAUCCGGUCCCUGUGGGUCUUAAAGCCCAUUCCACGAGGGCUCUCUCAUCUUCCUGGGCAGCUGCUGCUAAUGUUUCUCCUGAACUCAUUUGUAAAGCAGCUACAUGGUCUUCCUCUAACACUUUCAUUAAGAGCUACCAAAUUGAUGUUAGAGCAGGUAUAUCUGAUCAAUUUGCUAAAUCAGUUCUGUCUGUAUCCGAUACCUGAUUUCUAUUUUUUCACCUGUUGUGGUGUUAAUACACUUUGCAUUCAAAAUUUUGGAGUCUGUGUCUCUUUCCCUCCCUGGUUUAUUGCUUGGGUAUUACCCAAUGUUGUGCUGCCAUGGAUAUGGCCAGGAAAAUGGAAAAUUUAUUCAUACUUACCGUAAUUUUCUUUUCCUGGUCAUAUGCCAUGGCAGCACAAGGGUCCCACCCGGGGCUAUUGCUGGAAAACAUGACUGGGGAAGGAGGGGUAGGAGGUGGUACUUAUACGGCUUAAUAAUUAUUCCUGUCCAAUGGGGAUAGGGAGGAGCUACCCAAUGUUGUGCUGCCAUGGCAUAUGACCAGGAAAAGAAAAUUACGGUAAGUAUGAAUAAAUUUUCCAUUAUAUAUAUAUAUUAUUAAAUCAAUUAAAAGUUUAUUAAACAUAUAUUAAAUCAUUUGAAAAGCUUAUCCAAAAAAUACAAAAUUAAGCCCUAUAUUCUGUUUCAAGAUGUUGCCUGGGUGAAACAGGCUUUCAAUGGCUAACAAUUUUCCAAUCAAGGUUCUACCUUUAUUGCUUUCUCAUCACCUCCUGUUCUCGGAUCUCAUAUUUCCUUUAUUACAAUUGCGUGAAUGUUACGUUUACCCAUUUUACAGCACUGCAGGAAAUGUUGACACUUUAUAAAUAAUAAGAGUAGUUUGUAAAAAUACCGGCAAAAUGUUUGUUCUCUGGGUUCAAAGGGCAGAUGAAUGUGCUUAUAUUUUUAUACCAGCCUUUUUAAUAGUAGUUUAGUCUCCAUAUUUUAAUACAGAAAGUAUAAAGAAAAAAAACUGACAAUUUGAACCAUAUUAUCCUUCCCGAACCGUAGUUAUAUAUUUCUUUCAUUUUACUUGUAAAAGAAUGCAGCGUAGAUAGAAUUAGCUAUGUUGGUAUGUUUACAUCCAUAUGCUUUCUUAAUUCAAUAUAUAUUAUUUUCUUUUGCUUGGUAUUAAUCACUGAAGAUGGUUAGACAAAGGUGAAGAUGAUGGCAAAAUUGCAAGGCAUCUAUUCACGGCAGAUGAAGUUGAUUUUCCAGCCAGUAAGCAUAUAAACACUAAACAUUUCUUAUUAACUGUGCUUGUUACGGAAUAAUGGUGUUUAUUGAUAAAAUGCUCUUAAUUCAACAGGGCAAGAGCUUGAACUGAAGAGGAAGCAUAUUGUAAGGAGUUAUGUUCGUCUUUCUGUGUUGCAUUGUGGUGCUAAGAGAACUCUACAAAUCGAUUGCUUAGAAGUAAUUGUUUAUUUCUGUAUUCUUUAAUCAGUGGAACGCUGAAAAAUGGAAGUAUCAGAAGGGCAACAUUUUACAGUUCUACUGCAAAGCAACAAGGAAAUUUAUUCGACUCACUCCAGACAGCAAAGUGGAUGCUCUUGGAGAAAAGAAGGAUAAAUAUGGUAAAUUCGAACUUUAGAUGGCAGGUCACCGUGACUCACGUUAGCAUGAAGUGCUUUAUAAUAGUGUAACAUUAUGGUACAUAAAAUGCACCUUUCGCAUCUUAGUAGUUGCUGCCAACUCUUCUAAUCUAACAGUUUUACAUAUAUAUAAGUUACCUAUACUUUAAAACCAAUGACAGCAGGUGGCACGUCUUGGCGUCAAGCUGUUUACUGUAAGUGUGAAUGUGAUGUUUUAUUCUUAGGUUAAGGGUAAUAAUGUAUUUAUUUACUGGUCUUUCUAUCUUUUUAUCCUUGUACAGUGCAUACAUGGUUAGUUGUCUAUAAGGCGCUUCUACUACAUUAGUUCUCCCUGAAUGGUAUUUGUUUAAUUGAAUUUCAGUGAUCUAGUUUUAGCAUUGACCAUUUAGAUAUAUAUUAAAGGAACACGAUAGGGUCAGGAACACAAGCAUGUAUUUCCAAACCUAGAGUGUUAAAACCACCACCGAGCCCCCCUGGUCCUCUCUAGCAUCCCUAAAUAUAGUCAAAUAUUACUUUUAUUCCAGUCUGCUAGAAUCGUUGGAACUUAUUGUACAGAAUCACACAAAAUCCUGGGUAACCCAAAAUGAUAUUUAUAUGGUGACCAUGGCUCUACAUUUUCUGGUACGGGUGGUAGUCAUGCUAGUCUAUUAGUGGAUACUAUGUUUUAUGGUUCUUCAGGGAGACAGAAUGUAAACAGUUGGGUACAAAUAUUCCUGUCUUCAUAGUACUAAUCAGAACAUGUGUUAUAUGAAGUAUGCAAUAUACUUGAUCUACUUUUAUUGCUAAAUCCCUUUACAGCGGUGCAGAACUGAACUAAUCCUAAACUACAUUUCUAAUUCUAAUAAAGACAUCUUAAAAGGCAUUAUGCAUGGGAGCAAAAUGCAAAUCUAACUCUGACUUAACUACUUUAUGUAACAACGCAUGCAGACAGAGACUGAACGCAUACUACAAAAUCCUGUAUAGCUGCAGUGUACAUGUUAAGCCAAGAAUAGGUUCAUUCAUGAAAAAUGAUUGAGUCUACUUGGCAAACUGUAUAUAAGAUUUAUUUUAUGGGUUUUUCUUACUGUCUUUUUGUCAAACUUUGCAAAAGCGCUUGAAACAUACAUAAGACAAAAUGGUCCCUACAUUACCUACUUUAUCUUCUGAUAUCUUUUGAUUUUCAGUGAUAAUGAUUUCAGUGCAAAACAGUUUUUACGAACAUAUUUGUGAAAUGCUACAUUUUAUUUUUAUUUUGGGGCGGUGGGGAGGGAUGGGUGGGUUGUAGAGUUGAAGAGCUGUUUAAUUUUCUGCACAAACACAUUGUGUUGGCUAUUAAACAGAGCGUUUGGUCUAUAUACUUUGUUGCAUUUUAUGCUUAAUAAACCAAACAAUUUUUUACAAUUUCUUUUAAGGAUUCUUUGAUGUGAUGGUAAAACGAGGAAAUGUUAGAGUAUUUAAAAGUCAUCAAAUCUCAAGUGUUGCCUUGGCAAUUGACAAAGGAAUAGUUACUGCAAUGGUAUGAUACAUAUAUUAAAUUACCAAUACAAUCUAUAAUGUUCCAACACAAUGUUCUAUUUUAGCAAGCCUGUCUGUUGAAAUGUAAGAUAUUAUCUGUCUUUCUCCCUCUCUCUCUAUCUUUAUAAACACACACACACACACACACACACACACACGUCAAGCUGGCAUGGUAGAAAUAAAAAAUAAAAGGUCAGUCAUGCUUGAGAUAUUGGAAAUAUUGCUUGGUUCCACAAAAGAAAUCUGUUGCUCAGAAAGGAAUGGUGCUAUAUGGCUUUGGAGUAUCCCUUUAAAAUCCUCAUUUAUAAAUGUGCCAAUUUCAUUGGGAAUUUAGCACUUUUAAAAUUCAAAAUAGGAACGCCUUCACCAGCUGUCAAUCAUAAAAGCAUGGGAGAUGCAUUUUCUACUUCAAUUGGCUCCACUGAGCUAAUGGAAGAGCUCCCCUCCUGCUGGUCAGUUCUUGUAGUCUAUGCCUCCCACCCCUCCAUGUAUCUCAGACCAUGUGACUUAGACACAGAUUGAAGGGAUAGGAGGGGGGACUGACACACAUGGAUGGGAGAAGAGGAGUCUAAAACAUGGAGAGGAGGAUGGGACUGUGACACAUGGAGGGAAGAGGAGGGGGGACUGAGACACAUGGAGGGGAGAGGAGGGGAGACUGAGACACAUGGAGGGGAGACUGAGACACAUGGAAGAGAGGGAAGACUGUGACACAUGGAUGGGAGCGCAGGGGGUCUGAGACACAUGGAGGGGGGUCUGACACAUGGAGAGGAGGGGGGACUGACAGACAUGAACACGAGAAGAGGGGUCUGAGACACGUGGAGAAGAGAGGGAGGACUGUUACAAAUGGAGGGGAGAGGAGGGGAGCCAGAGACACAUGGAGGGGAGGGUCUGAGACACAUGGAGGAACUUGGGGGAGGAGAGAUGCUGAAAUAGCAUAGAAACAGAGGCUUUUCUUUGAGUGGUCCUUUAAUUUCCAUCCUAUUCAAAUGAAAUUCGAGAAUGUUUGGCCACAUGGGGAAAAUUCGAGAUACACUGAGCAAUGGGAGGAAGAUAUGCAACAAAUGAUGGAGGGAGGGGACUGGGAACAGAUUUGGAAGGCUGCCUCCAAGGUCUCUAUAUGUGUUACUUUACAGGAGCAGGCUAACAAAGCUAUGUUUAGGUGGUACCCCAAACCAGUGAAGUUACUGAUCUAUGCUGGAUGGGGUGCUGGACAUGCCUCAGGGUGAUCUGCUUCUGGGAAAGUGUUCAUGAUUUGCUUGCUAGUGUCCUUUAUCUACCAGUCAUUUUGAAACACUGGUACUUCCUACAUUACAAACUGAUAGAGGGAAUAGCCUCAUGCAAUCUGAAAGUAUUCAAUUAGCUAAUCCUAGCAGCUAGGGCCCUCAUCCAAAAUUGUAGGGGAGAGGGGACACCCACUGUAGAUAUGGUUGUAUUUAAAGUCAAACAUACUCCCCUAAUGAACAAACGAAUGGCCCAGUAAGACAUAAAAACCUUUCGUAAGGUUUUGCAGUCCUGGGAGGAGGGCCCGGUGCCCUGAGGGAUCAUGGGGUUUAGAAUCCCCUACCCCAUUCCCCUCCCGCUUGUUCUUUUGGAUAUAUAUAUAUUCCGUAUUAUGAUGUAAAAGGGCAGGGGAUUGGGAGAUUAUUAAACAUUACUAUUAAACAAAUGAAACAAUGUGUUUUUGUGAAGAUAUGUGAGCAAUUUUCUGAAAAUAAAGAAUUGCAAACAUAAAUAAAUAAAUAAUUAAGACAGCUACAAACUUACAUUACCAUAUCAUUAUUUAAUUUUUUUUAUUCUAUUACCCUAAAGCUCUAUAUGUCACUGAGCACACUCUGUAUUACAAUUGUCCAAUCUAGAUAUUUCAUUAUUGUUAUAUAUAUAUUUCAAUCUAGGAUAAUAGUGGGAUUCUAUGUGAACUGUUUGUCCAUCCUCAACUAAACCGGAAUGUUACAUUGGAAUCUACAAGAGUGCCGGGUCUCACCAUAUCCUUUGACAGGGAGGGUAGAGCUAAUGAUGGCAGCACUGAUGGUUAUGCUGGGAUUACUAAAGAAUUUGUUGUCCAUGUAAAGGUGAGUUAAAGAUUAGCCCGUCUCUACAUUUAUUGUAUUGAGGAUAUGGGUCAAAGUUUUAACUAUUUACGUAUGUUGAACAAAUAAUAGUUUUUCUGCAGGGCCCAAUAUCUCUUUAUAUAUACAUUGUUUGCAUUUACAUUAUGCUGGCAAUAGAGGAAUCUGCAUAUUGAAAAAUGCCACUAAAAUCUUUAUUAAUAUUAAUGAAGGGCUCACGUAUAGAAACAUAUGGCUAGAUUCUCUUAGCAGAGUAAGGGAAAUUAUUAAUACCAAUCAAGAAGAUCUGUGUCUUGGAUUUUGACAGCAGAGAAACACAAACUGGUCAGUGUAACUGGCCUGUGUCCUAUCUAACAGCUCACACUUUAGUCUUUAUUUUGUUAAUUAUAGGAGCAAAUUAAAAUAACGGGUGACAUAUUUGUUUAGAUAAAUGUGUUAAUGACUGCAACUUUCAUUUUCAGGGUAUUUUUCAAGAUGGCUCUAUUAUUUUGCUAACCACCAGCUGGGCUCAGGCUCUGUGUAGAAGAUUGGAUGGACUCUGCAGUGGAGCUGGGAAUCACAAUACAGAGUCAUACUGGAAAGUGCAAAAAAUGAACUCUGCUGUCUAUAUGUUUGAAAGUGUAACAAACCCUCAUAACUACAUUCAAAUAAAAAAUGGCAAAUGUGAUGGAAACGUGAGUACAAAUGUAUUAUCUAUUCAUCACUUAAGGUUAAAUAACUGGAGGAUCACAGAAUAAAGAAUAUGUAACGAAUGCUUUAAGGAACACAAACAUACGUGCUAAUUUCAGAAACACCGCUAUGCCUUAUAAAAAAGUCUUUAUGAUAUGUCAUACUUGGGCCAUUAGGUAAAUAUGUUUGACUUUAACUACAACCAUAUCUACAGAGGGUGUCCCCUCCCCCACCUUUUGGGGCCAUAUUAAGCUAAAAACAGAACAUCAACAAUAACAGACAUGCUCCUUUGACUCUGCUAAAUUAAUGUUUCUGAAGGUGCAUGACCAGGAAUAGAACUUCUCCCAGUAUGCUAAGACAGGUAGAUGAAUGUGGCUCUGUAUGGCAAAAGGCAAAAGCACAAUGAGUGCAUCACCAUCGCAACUUUUGAUUAAAAAAAACUAGAACAUAUCAGGAGUGUCAGCUUUCACCACUUUUAUUUGUUUUGUCUAUCAGUAACACAUUAGUAACACAUUACUAAUCCAACUUAUUUGUCUGAAAAUAUAUGACUAAUUGUGUCAUUUCUGAUUACUUUACUUUUAAAACUGUACAAAACGUAUUCACUAGGUUGUUUAGAUGCAAAAUUAAUAUAUCCAAAUGUGAGGCUCUUAAAGCGGCUCUGUCACUGUUCAGUAUUUCAUAAAGCUGUAAUCUUUAUGAAGCAGUAGUACUGUCAGUGAUGUAUUUGCUGCCCCCAAAUGCGUAGGCAAAUACCUUGUUAACCAGACGGCUAGCUGAGUUCCAAGGCGGGCGGCGAGGGAGCGCUGAUUUGUGAGCUCUCUGCUCAGCUCCCUUGUGUGCCGCAGAGUGAUGCCGGGAGCCGGAAAAUGAAAUCAGAAAUCAGCGCUCCCUCGCCGCUGGAAUUCAGCUAGCCGCCCAACUGCCUGCACGCCUUCCUCCCUCUCUGCCCAAACAGCCCCGCCAGCAGCCCCACUGGACACCAGGUAAAAAAUCCACCCAGCUCUCCCAAAGGUAGGGAGGCUGGGUGGAUUUAAAUUAUAAUUUAAAAAAUAAUCUGUGAAUGUUGGGGGGGAAAUGUGUGUCUGUGUCUGGCUGUCAGUGUGUGUGUGUGUGUCUGUGUCUGGCCGUAAAUGUGUGUGUAUGUCUGUCAGUGUGUCUGUAUAACUGUCAGUGUGUCUGUAUAUCUGUCAGUGUGUCUGUAUGUCUGUUAGUGUGUGUCUGUGAGUGAGUGUAUGUCUGUCAGUGUGUGUCUGAGUGAUUGUGUGUGUCUGUGAGUGAGUGUUUGUGUCUGUGCGUGAGAGUGAGUAUGUCUGUCAGUGUGUGUCUGUGAGGGCACCUGUGUGUGUGUGUGUGUGUGUCUGUAAGUGUGUUUGUUAGUGUGUGUCUGUGAAGCAGCCUGUGUGUCUGAGUGAUUGUGUGUGUCUGUCAGUAUGUGUCUUUGAGUGAGCGAGUGUGUCUGUCAGUGAAUGUGUGUGUGUCUGAGUGAUUGUGUAUGCCUGUCAGUGUGUGUGUCUGGGAGUGGGUGUGUGUGUGUCAGUGAGUGAGUGUGUGUGUCUGCAUUAUUGUGUGUGUAUGUCAGUGAUUAUGUGUGUCUGUGAGUGAGUCAGUGAUUGUGUGUGUCUGUCAGGUUGUGCCAAAUGUGUGUGUUUAUGUCAGUGUAUCUGAGAGUGUGUGUCUGCCACUCAAAGUGUGUGUAUUAGUCUUUAGCAGGAAGGGGUGGGGCAAAUGUAAAUUAGGGGGUGCCGAGUUCCGACAUGCCUAGGGCAGCACAGAUCCAAAAUACACCACUGAGUACUGCCUGUAUUGGGAUUUGUCAGAAUUCUUUUGGGACUACUUUAUCUUAUGAACAAGACUAAGGUUGACUAAAGGAUGAGCUCCACCGUCAUCUUUUGUCCAGUCCCAGCAGCCGUCACAAGUGAUGGCUGAUGGAUUGAGGCAUUGUCUCACUCAUUGCGAGACAUGAUGUAUGGAGACAUCCGCGAUCUCACUGGAUCCUCCAUAGCCCUCAGUGUUCUACUCUUGUACAUGUGUGAAAGUACAGCACUGAUGUGAUACCUGGCACAGGAAGCCCCAUAGGUUGAAGAUGGCAGCAGAAGCGAGGGACAGCUAAAGGUAAAUAAACCUAUCUAUGACAGUAUUCCACGGCCACUGGACCCUAAUCGGAGAUGUCACCUUUAGUGGUUUUUACAAAUUUUACAGAUGCCUGAUUAUGACAGAUCCACUUCCUUAUUUGCCUAGUAGUCAAUAACAUUUGUGAACCCACUUCAGCUUUGUGUGGUACACCACAGAAUAGGAACACUUAGAAAUUACUGACCCCACACAGAUGUGACCUAGAGUGCCCUGUCACCAUUUUUGCAAGUCACUGCAGUUAUAAUCUACCAUGUGGAAAGAGGCAGGGACUGGGAGCUCAUGACACCAUAGAAUAGCUUAAAAGUGGUUACUGUCUAUUUAAUCUUACAACUGCACUGCCUGUCUUUUGUGUGUGAACUCCCUACUAUACAGACAAUUAAUAAGCAUUGACACCUGGUGGUAAUUGCUUCAAAAAGACACAGUAAUGGAUACAUUUUGUGGGUAUAUACACACACACACACAGUGUAUCCAUGACUUGGUAUAUAUAAUACGCAAUAUUAUCAAUAUAAAGGGAUCUUUAUUCCAGUAAGCAUAUUUCUCAUUUAAUGAAUGAAUGUAUUAUCAAAUAAGACAAACUCUAAAUAUAUGUCACAAAUAGUUAAUAAGUGAUUUUGACAAUGGAAAUGGAAAUUUGUGUUCUCUCAUUCGGUCCAUCAAAAUAUCCAGCUCAAGGCACAUGAAGCCCUAAAUUCAGCGCCGAUUACAUACGUUCUGUCCUUUUAACCUGAAACAUAGAAUUCUCUUCACAGUCUUUGAAAGGGUUUUAAUCUAAUUAGCUAAAUCUGUGAAUUGCUUAGUUAGCAACAAAUAAAACAAACACAUACACACAAAACAAAGUAUGUCAAUUAAUAUGUCUAUAUCAACAUUCUCUCUUCAGUUAUUUCAAUGGGUUUUAUCAAUAAAUGUGAACUACAUGGGUUUAUGCAGAUUUAUAGAGCACAAUGCUCAUGGAUUUGUCUAAAUGGUGUUUUUGUUACAGGGUUCAGGUGAUGACUACUGCAGUUUCAAAGUCGACAAACAGUUAGAAAGCGGAUCAGUGACUCUGGAAUCUAUAAAGUAUAAUGGAAUCUAUAUUGGACUUCAGUCUAAUGGGAAUGCAAUGCUGCAACAGUGA